CUCAGAGCGGUUGGGCCAAGAAAGUUUACACCUCCGCCCUGCGCCAAACCACCGCUUCUCGCCUCCCUCGGAGCCCGCUGUGGAAGAGUCAACCCCGUGUCGUGGUGACGGGAGGGCGGCUGAGAGUUCAGGGAUUUUGCAGGACAGCCUGGAAGUCAGGGGAGGCUGCGGUUCCCAGUGUGAGGGAACAACCCUGCUUCAGAGCUUCUCUCCUCCUCCUCAUUCAACCUUCGCCUGAGGGUUUAUUAUUACAGACUCUUCCCUUGCCUCAAUUUACAGCCCAACUCGUGAAAGAGGCGGGGAAAACUGGAGUGAAGGUGGGGGGAGAGCUGCUGGGGGAGAACUGUGGAGCCAGCAGCUUUCUGUCGUUUCCCAAAGCGAGCAGAGAUUGGAGAGGAGGGGCAGAGGCUGGUCGUGUGACUUCAGGCCGGUGGGGAGAGUUGCAAAGUUUACUAUUCUGAGAGACCAGAGGGGGAAAGGCUGGUGCUUCAAGCAGCUAGUCCAGAGAGCUCCAUCCACCCGCUGAUCAGAAGCUCCAGGGAGCUGCCCGGCAUGAGAGUCUCAUAAAGGAGUUCUGUGCAACAAGGAACAAACUUCUCCAGCGUCUGAAAGUUUCCUAUGUGGCUGCCCUGCCUGCCAACAUGAAAGGUAAGCAAGGGAACAAGGCGUAUGGCUCUUUCAGAGAGUGUUGGGGAAGGACCUGGGCUGUGGGAGCAGGAGUCUGUCAGCAAAUGAACAUGUGGUGUUUAUUGUAGGAGCAAAUAUUUUUGCAAGCGUGUGCGUGUGUAAAACUGGAGCUGCAUCAGGUCCGUGCUCUAGUCCAUUAAUGAUGAAAGCUGCCGUUUGUUCCUCGAGAAAAGUCUGAGCUCAGCUUCUUGCUAGUUGUUUACAGGUCCCCCUUUUGGAUUUUUUUGGAUUGGAAAAAUCUGUCCAGGAGAAUGAAGUACUCACCCACACAACAAUUUCUGCUUUCCCCAGCACAUUUUUCUUGACCACCUAUCUUUUUUUCAUUCCCCCCUUUUCCCCUCCCCCUGCAGUUUUUCAGAGAGCGCAGUGGGGGGUUGCCAGCGUUUCAUGAUGUUCUUAGUAUUGCUUCUAGACAUCUGGCAAUGAUUAGGUUCUAGCAGAGGCUUAACUGGCUUGUGAAAUAUACUUGGCAUUCCCCCCUCCCCUUUCAAGACUGGAAAAUAUUUAGUUUGUAGGUUGCAUGUGCUGAAAAUCUGAAGUUUAAAGACUCGCCUUCACUUACAAAUCACACUUUGGCAUGCAUGCAUUGAUUAUGUUCUAUAGCUUGUGACCACUAAGUGUCACUUAAAUCAUUUAUGCUGCAGUCCUCUACCCACGUACCUGGAAACAUAUCCAAUUGGUCUCUCAGUAGCACUUACUUCUGAGUAGAUGUGUAUAAGAAUGCACUUGACAAUGAAAAUGAAAAGUGAGGACCUCUGAAUAAGUUUAGGACUUUGCACUUCAGAGAAUAAGGCAUCAAAGAAUGAUGUUUAGGAAUGUUUAGGAAGUAGUUGUGAAGCAUAGUUUUUCUUUAGCCACAGAAAUAAAUCUAAGCAGGCAACAGAAAUAUAUACUGUAUAAGGAAUCUGUGGCUGAGUAUCAGCCUGUUGCUUAGCUUGUGCUGUUUGAUGCCAAGAGGGCAGUAAACGUUGUGAUAGUUCUUUCCAGAGGCCAAUAAGAAUCCUGAGGUUGUUGACUUAGCUUGCCAGAGAGGCAGUCUAUGGGAGAAAGUAUUUUCUUUCACUGAGCCCACACACAUGUGAAAACAACUUUUGAAUGUCAUCUUGUGGGGAGUAAAGUACAGAACAUUGGAGAUGGUUAGCAAUUCAAAUGGUCUGUAGAGCCACCCGUGCUGUUAUUUCUGAUAACGCGUGGCACUACAGUGGUACCUCAGGUUACAGACGCUUCAGGUUACAGAUGCUUCAUGUUACAGAUUCCGCUAACCCAAAAUAGUACCUCGGGUUAAGAACUUGGCUUCAGGAUGAGAACAGAAAUCAUGCGGCAGCGGCAGCGGCAGUGGAAGGUCCCAUUCGCUAAAGUGGUACCUCAGGUUAAGAACAGUUUCAGGUUAAGAACGGACCUCCGGAAUGAAUUAAGUUCUAAACCCGAGGUGCCACUGUACUAGGAUGGAUGUAGUGGCGAUAACAACUGAGAAGCAAUGUACUUUUGCGCAAUACCUUAUGAUGUUGUUGUCAUACAGUGCAAGGAAUUAAGUCCAUUGUGGGAAUGAGAGCGGACUGUAACCCCAGCUUUAUUCUAAAUGUUACAAAGUGCACUGGUCCCAACAGAAGUUUUUCAUUGAUUCAUGCAUUUGGGUAUAAUUUAGGUCACAUGGGGAUUUUAGUGUGUUAACUGCAUUGCACACAAAACAUCUCUUUCCCUUGACUGGUACUGUGUCCACGUGACAUGCUGCAUAUAUGAUAAGCUACCACAUGAUGGAGAUUUGAGGUAGCCGCAGCUAUCUUAGGAAAAAUGUUGCUUUAAUGUUCUCAUAUGCAUGAUUUCUGCCUUCUUGCUGUGACACCUAUAGCCUGAGUUUAUGCAUGUUUGCCAGGAAGUAAGCUCCACUGAAUUCAAUAUUACCUACUUUGAAGAAAAUGUGCAUUGGAUAGCAAUUCUAGUGAGAUUUUUCAUCUGGAAAAAGUGGAAAAUGUAUCUGAAAUAUUGAUGCUUUUAAUGGAGAUUCUAUUCAUGUUGGAGGGUUGCAUGUUCUCAGUCUUCUUGGUAGGUCAUAAUGACUCUCUUUCUGUAAAAAAUUGCACAAUCACUUUGUGGAGUGUUUUUCCAGAAACUCAUAAGAAGGCCAGUAAAAUGAAAUCUUUAAAUUACAGAGUUAAUGAGAAACAUCCUUCAAUGAAAAUGGCAAAUGAACUGGUAAUGCAAGAGUUAUGAAAAUCAUAAGCAGUGCCAAAGCACCUUCCCUCUCUCCUGUUGCAUCCUUAACACACACAAUUGAUUUUCCACAUUUUUUGUUUAAAUCUCCUCCUUCAUAAAAACUUCUGAGCUUUUAUGUUUAGAAUAAUCACGUGUUCUAUUCAUGAGUAACAGCAGAGUUGACCUGCUGCUGCAGUAAACAUCCAACAUCCCUAGAGAGCUGAAAAUUAUCUAAAUAAUUACAUCACGAGUGAUUUGCACAAAAAUACAUUGGGUUGGAUCCAAUCUUCGUCAGAGUAGACCUAUCAAAAGCAAUAGGAUUUAACUUAGUCAUGACUGACAACUGUAAGCAAUUUUCACAUUGUGUGCCAAAAUAAUUUGGAUUAACAGGUAAAAUACUAGAUAGGCUACAAUACAGGAUGGUUGGGCCAUAUCUGCAAGUUGGGUUAGUUAGAACAAUUGAAACAUUAUUUAUGAAAUGCAUAUAACUUUUGUUUUAUUUAUAUUGGGCUGUAUCCAACCAAGCCAUACUCAAUAGAUUUAAAUGAGAUGUGACAUUUAAAGCACAUGGCUUCCCCCAUGGGAGUUCUAGUUUAUCCAUCACCAAGCUAUAAUUCCCAACACCUGUAAGUACCGGUAACUACAGUUCCCAUGAUUCUUUGUGGGAAGCCAUGUGCUGCAUGGUAAAGAAGCCAGACUCAUCUCUGGGAAUGCCACAACUUAGGGGCUGCCACGGAGAAUACCCACUCUCAGACCACCAACAGCCCAAACUUUUGUGAAAGGUAGAACUGCCAAGAGGGAUCCCUCUGCUGAUCUUCAGAACUGUUAGGGUCUGUAAGGAAGAAGGCAGUCUUUAAUAUACAGCAUGUAGCAAAAGUAAUAUGACCUGAGUGCUUAGCUUCCAGAAGUGUUCUAGCUGCCACAUUCUGUACCAUUUCCAGUUUCAGAUCCAUUUUUCAAGGACAGCAUCUGGAAGUUCUCUGUUCUGUAGAGAUUUGCCACAUUAACUUUUAAAACAAGAACUGAAAAAGACCAUCACGUAGUUGGGCAAGAAGAUACAGUCUCCCUCUAGUCACCAUUAAAAGUAUUCUAGUUUUGGAUUACAUAGCAUGCCUCCUACACAAGCAACUCAAUUUCCUUGCCAAAUUCCAACUUUCUGUAAGACUGGAUUUAAAGAAGGAAAAGGUCAGAAGAUUUUUUCUCUCUUAUGAGUGAAAAAUCAUUCUCCUUGAAUUACUAAGUAUUUGUUACAAUUCUGCCUUGCAUUAAGGACAUGGUUUGUCCAUGCUUUGAUUACAAUUCAUAAUAUUGCAAAUUUGCAAAUUCUUAUCCGUUAAAGAUCAAGAAUUAUUAUGGAAAUUAUCCAGAAACCUGAAUUGCAUUGUACCUACCCCAAUGACUUACAAAUGGAACAUUUUAGCAGGUAACAUAAUAGCAUAUUGUAGUUAAUAACAUAAUCUUAAACAUGCUAGUAUGGGAUCAUAAAACAAGAUAGCAACAAAACAAGUAUUCAUGUUUCUUGGCGGGAGGAUUGGUAAAGAAAAUAUAGUUGUGAGUAAUGGGAAUGGAUUUACCCAUUGAAGCCCAUCAUUGGUGCGGGCUCAUUGUAGCAUCUCAUAUUUUCAUUCAUAAGGGAUGACCCUGCAUUGUGUAUCUUUUUAUGUAUGUGAAACUUCCCCAUGAAAUGAAUGGGAAGAAUCCCCACCUGCUGUCGCAACAUCUCUGCAUGCUCAUUAGAGCACACACAUAGAUUGCUGGAAUUAAUCUAGACUACACGUUUUGGUACUGGUUGGCUCUGCAACCCUGAAGCAAGGCAGCAUAUAUUGCACCUAAGCGUAUCCAACAAGUAGCUGCCCAACCCUUCCUUCAGAACCUCCAGGGUGGUUAUUUCGCUCUGGAAGCUAACAACAUUUGGAUGGUGGUGGCUAUGCCCCCUAGAAAACUGAUGGGAAGUAGACAGCUUCAAUAUAUAUAGUUAUAUUGCAUCUUCCCUUAUGUUCAACCUGUAUACAUGUGCAAAUGAAACCACAUAUUACAAAAAUGCUACUAAUGGCCUCAUUCCAAGGAAACACAAUCCAGGUAUUCUGGAGUUCUCACUGCUCUGAGAAUUCUAACAAUACAGUAUAUACCAAUUCUCAAAUCAAUAGCAACAAAAGUGACACAGUUAGGAUGAAGAGAAUGACUUAGGAGGUGCCCUGUGUCAGGGGCGGAUGUUGGUCUUUCAAACUUCAGCAGUGCCCUGUGCAAGGCCAUAAUUUGGCACACACACACACCUCUCGCCCUCCAUUCUGCUCAGUUCAGUACGACCAUCAUAGCUGUGAUGCCCUCUAGUUGUGCAGUGCCCUCAUGGCUCAGUGCCCAAUGCAGCAGAACCAGUCAUGCUGUCCUAAAUCCACCUCUGUCUGUUUGAGCAGAAAGGCGCUUGCAUGUGCAUAAGGCAAGCGUCCUGAAUUCUGUUGUAGCUCAUUGGACUAGGGCACAGUGGGUUUCAGUGGGGAGGAGGAACCAGAAAAACCCUGUUGUGUGAGCUGAGUUUAUCUUGUGCUUAAUCUGUCAGUAGCUGCAGCUCAAUGUUUCAAAAUUCUUGCAUCAAGCUAUCUAGAUUUUCAGGAUACUUUAACUUUUCUGCAUUAAAUUGUCUCGAGUUUUCAAAACAUGGGUGCAUGAAAAGGACAAAAUGUUUAUGAAAACUCAACAUGGUAAAAACCAGGAUGCAGUUCAAGAAGAAGUGGAAUCUGUGUGCAAAAAUAUCCAGCUCUUUAAAGUGAAGCAAGCAAUAUGGAAUGGCUAUGUGAAUGCAUUAGAAGGGCAGGAUAUUGAUCUUUCGAGUAAAUAAAUAAAUGGAACUGGCUGAAAUUAAAACAGGCGGAGAUUGGAAUCUGUUUUUUAGGACUGAGGGAUCAGAACACAAAAUUACUUUCCCCUAUGCACUGCAAACACAUCUAGUAAACACCCAGGAUAGAUUUACUGCAUAUUUUAAAAAGUCAUUAUUGUAGCAUUAAGUAUCAAGUGCAGUCUCUUAUCAGUAAUAUGCUGUAAAUCUAGGUUUUUAGUGUCUCCCUGUUAGCUGUUCAAAUGUUAACAAAAAAUUGGCCUAGCCAAUUCAAAUUCUUCAUUAGUAACCAAAAUAGGAACUUGCUGAGAUUUGGUAGAGAAGUGAGUUUUGUUUCAAAAUCAUUUUUUACUGUAAAAGCGUCAUGCUUAGUUUCAAAACUCACUCUUGUAUACAUGUGGUCAAAUCCCAAUAUAGCAGUGAGUGGUGGUUGCAGUUAGAUUAUUAAUGGUCACAUUUGCGCUUAAUGAUUCUCACAUUCUGAAUACUCUUCACCAAAAACAUGUUUGGAUUACUAUUUGUAUUUAACACGACAUGUGCAGCAGCUCCCUCUCACGUGCGCCAAGAAUGACAUCAAUAAAACUUCAGUAAGGCUGUAACAGUCCCACUGAAAUCAUACUGAGAUUCAAGGAACUCAUGGGCCUGACAGACUGCCAGAGAAGGCUGAAAAGCUAUAUGGGUAAGAGAAGUUUGGCUUCAGCCUCAGAUUUUCUUGGUCACACAUGGUCCAUGACAAAUGUACUGUUUAAAAAUAUAACACCGAAGCACAAAUCACACCAUUUUACAGAUUUGUGUGGUGCUGCAGUACUUGCAAAUCUCUGUGUGUGUAUUUAAAGUGGAAAUAAAACUAACCAACCUCGGUCAACACAUCCUUUCUGAAUGCCCACUUCCAUAAAGUGUUGAGCCAUAAUGUUAUUAGCUGUGUCCCCAGCCCCAAAUAAAUAAUUAUAUUUAGAGUUUACUCUUGUUAAAUUUUGAUCACUGGUAGUUCAUUAAAAAUCUGAAAGGUACCUAGUACUUCCACUUAGAUAUGCUAGGAGGGUUGGAUUAAGGAAUUUGGAAGUCCCAUGCUUGGUCAUGUUUCAAGAUCUCAUUCACCAAGUAGGAUGCCAACCAUAUAUAUGCCAAGGAGAGAUAGGCAGAUCAUUAAAUUUCCUGUUUGUGCCAGUCUCUCAAAUGUUCAUUCAUAAGUCUGUUCUUUCUGACAAAAAUGGAAACAGAAGGUGCUCGCUUAUUUGGCCCAUGACUGGAACAGAAAUCAAUCCAGUGAAAACCAAUUGGUUGUUGUUGUUGUUGUUUUCCAAUCUGCAAAUAUCGCAUAAUUGAUGAUGGGUCGUCCCCCCAUUUAAAUUAUGCUUCCUUUGCAUUGAUUGAAUUGAGUGGAAUUAAUUAUGUUAAAUUCAUAACUUACAUAAAUUAUGUAAAAUGACAUUAAAUAGCAGACAUUGAGAUGAAUAAAUGGUAUUUGGUAGAAACUGAAUUGUGGUUGAAGGGAAACAGCACUAAUUAUGAUGAAGGAAGAUGGGAAUGGAAGUUGCUGCCUUCUUAAAUGGCUAUCUGCUCCAUGCCAAUUCCACAUCCAUCUGCAUUUUAAAAAACUUGUUUUUCAUUCAUUUCCUCUCAAAGAUUCAUCUUUAUAUGUGUUGUAAAUGGGUUGUAUACAUGGUUGUAUACAUUUCAACCCCAAAUAUAUGUUUUAUAGGAAUUUUGGUAAAGGAUAAAUUUGUUCCAACCCAUGUAUUAGUCUGGGAAGUGUAAAUCAGAUCAGUUUCUUUAAAAUGUGGACUGAAUGAAAUCUUGGAGCAUCCCUAAUGCUGAGUACUGCCCUUAAUCUGUAACAUGAGGGGUCCUAGGGUUCCAGCCAGCCUGCUUGGAAAUCUUCUCUUUCUCCCAGAGGUGUGAGAGCUGCUUAAAGUCAUUCAGUAGUUAGGUAAAUGUGACACAUGCCUAUAGUUAACUCACUUCAUGGCUGAGUUUGAGCAAUCAUUUCAUGGGGAUUUUAAACAGUUCUGUAAACGAAAUGUGUAUUUGUGUUUAUUAAAUGUCUUGCAUGUGUGCAUGGUUUUCUCUUUCUCCAAACUCACAUUUUAACAUCACAACAAUCCUGUGAGCAGUGCCAGAUUAAACCCUGUGGAGACCCUCAAGGCAGUCGCAAUAUUAGGCUCCCUCUCAAAAAUUAUCUCCUAAUACGUUUUUGUAAUUUUAUUUCAAGAUCAAAUCAAUAUUAUUUUGAUCCAUUGUCACAGGGCCCGCAAAAGGCCUGAGGCCCAUAGGCUGGUGCCUACUCUGCCUAUUUGUUAAGUCACUGCCUGUGAGGUAGGUUAGAUUGAAAGAACAGGAAUGCCCCAUAGUCACUCUAUAAGCCACAUGUCUGAAUGGAGAUUAGAAUCCAGAGUUCCCUAGUUCUCUAAGCAUUACAGUACUCUGGUCUCUGGGGUACUGAACAAAUGUCAUACUCAAGCGGCAUUCGCCGAGUGUGGACAAUUCACUGGAGUUUCCUUUGUGAUCUGUUCUAUGCCAAAGAAUUCAUGCCAAGGAUUAAUAAACCAAAGGUCCAGGGCUAAAUUCCAGCGCCGGGAUUCCAGUGCUUCAUAAAAGAAGGUGUACCUGACUUCCAGGUCUGGGAAUCUAGGAACUCAAGCCUACUUGGCCUUGGCUAGAAGUACUUGUGUUUCAUUGAAGAAAAGGAAUGACUCACCUGGAGCCCCACCACCAAUUUGUGGUGUCCUUACAUCAGCAUCUCAUGCAGCACUUAUGAUGAUUAAAACAGAAAAACAAAAUUUCCUUUGCUUGACUACUAGACUUUUUAAUAUUAGCUUCAAGAAAAAGCUGCUUCCAAGCAAUAGGGGAUCUUCAUAGACUUAACCCUUUUCACAAAGAUUGCCCCUCCCCUCUGGCAAUUAGGUUUGGAAAAGAUGCAUUGGUUUUUUUCCAAGCCUCAUUGCUGAGGAGGUAUUUGUGUGAGUAGGAUGAAUGAAUAGUUGUAGGUUAUGUGUAAUAGUGGGUGUGUGGUGCUUGAUAUGUGUGGAUGUGUAUGAAAAUGCUGUGUGACUGGGUACAUAUGAGUGGGAGUGUGUCUGUGGUGGCCUUUCCACUUUUUGCAUGUCCAUGCCCACCCAUGGCAUGAGGCCUCUGGAAGUUUAGCCACGAUGGAAUGCGGGUCUGAUGUAAUACAUAAUUAACUGCUGGACUUAAUUGUCACAAGAUGUCAUUUUUUCUAGACCCUACAACAAAAAAAGAUUAGUCAGAUUCAUAGAGGACAGGCUUUGUCAGUGGAAACUAGGCAUAAUGGUGUUGUUUUUAAGCCCCAUUCUGAAUUUGGACCCUGUUGCACUCCUAAUUAUAUCUUUUAGGGGACUUAAUGGGGCUGAAUUCUUUCCCACAUACUCUACCUGCAAGCUCCCUUCUCUUCUCACUUACUUACCUUGUAGCAAACAGCCUCUCCCUCUGUUGUCUGGCAUGCUGUAGCAGCAGCCUCUACAAUGCAGUCAUACCUCGUGUUGCGUUCCACUCAUUAUGGACUUUCAGCUUACAAAAGUGUUUACUUCCGGGUUCACCGCCCACGCAUGCACAGAAGCAAUCUGUGUGCUUUGCGCACACGCAGAAGUGCUCAAUCACGCCACACACAUGCACAGAAGAGGCGCUCUAGUUGCGGACUUUUCAGGGUGCGAACGGCACCCCGAAACAGAUUAGGUCCGCAACUAGAGGUACCACUGUACCAGAAACCCUGAGAAAUGUUGUCUAACAGACUUAUGUGCCUUAAGAAAAUUGUGUUUCCCAGGGCUUCUGGCACCACUGCAGUGAGGGAAGGUGGCUUGAGGAGUCCAGUGUCAGGCAGAGAGGAGCCAUAUCAGGCACCACAGCUCUGGUUCAGUCCAAGACAGAGAAGAAUAAGAAUAUGGGGAGAAUUACUGGGUGCCUUGUAAUGCAAACAUAUUAUGAAUGGGAAAAGUUUGUAUCUUGGUCUAGGUGUUUUGAAGUUUGGCUUCGUUGAUCAUUCAGGGGAAGUAUACUUCUGACUGGAAAUAAACAACAGGUGACUGUCACUGUUGUGCCCUGCUUUUAGUGCGUAAUAUUUCUGCUGUAACUGCAAAAGUUGCAGCAGUAUUUUUUCACAUUACAGUUCAGAUACAAGUUCUUUUAACAUGUUUCUAAUUUAGCUAGUCUCAUACUUGUUUUCAUUCAUGCUGCCUGCUUAUUUAGAAUUAGAAAAUGUCAUGUAUUGUGUGUUCUCGUUUGUCUAAAUUGGUCAACGAUCCCAGUAAAUUAAUUCGAUUUGUGUCCAGCUUGUGAGUUUCCCAGAGAAAUCUCAAUGGCCAGAGUCAGGACUAGCAAGCAGUCACCUUGACUUUGUUGCUUUGAAUAGGAUGUUGCAGUAUAUGCAGCCAACACUUGCACCAUCUUAACUUGACUGAACUUGAAUAAAAUCCUUGAAUGACAAAGUGUGAGCCUCAGCUUUUGAUUCUUAGUAGACUUGGCCCAUAAUCUUGACACCAGACAUUCAUUUAUUUUACUCUUUAUUAUUACAUUAUAUCCCACCUUUCCUCCAAGGAACUCGAGGUGGCGUACAUGAUUCUCCCCUCUCUCCAUUUUAAUCUAACAACCCAGAAAUUGUUGGAUUCCAGUUCCCAUUAGUCCCACCCAACAUAGCCUAUAGUCGGGAAAGAGGGUUAUUGUCCAAAAUGUCUGGAAGAUACCAGGUUAGGGAAGACUGAUGCAGAUUUAGGCACAACUUCUGCAGUUAUGAGGCAGAGGUUCUUUUUCAUUCACAAAUGAUUAGUGCUGAACUUCCCAGGUUUCUUCGAAACAUCUUUGGGAUCAAUAAAAAAGUCAUGGCGGCCAUGCAUAGAUGAUGAGUUGCCUAGGCCAUUUUUAGAUAGCACACAACCAUGUAUUCAUAUUUUGAAAGCAGAAACACAUGCUGACAUACAUUUAUGGCUCUGUUUCUGUAUUUGUCUUAAAAACACCACAAGUGCACGCCAUAAGCAAAAGAUUUAGCAUGAAUCAUUACAGAGUCUUACUGCCAAGCAGAGAAAAACUAUGCUUUAAAAAAGAAGUCACACUCUUAUAAGGUUGCAAAACUAAUUAAUGCAAUGGUCCAGGAUAGCUAAAUAAAUUCCUGGCAAGGCUGUUGGGCAAACCAUGAGUAAUUAAUUGGCUUAAACAAACCAUCUAGCGUUUGGGGGGUGGAGGUGUGGAUUUCCAGAAACAAGCAUAGCUGGCUAUUUAACUCUUUCCAGGCCUUACAUGCCAAGCUCUACUUUGCCUUGCAGAUCUACUGUAGUAAAAGCACCAUUAAGAAUUUCACUUACCCACAGCACACAUUCUUUGUGUCUAGUCAUUCAAAUUAGUGUUGAUUAAUAAUAGAGCUGAAGCCAAUACAGCUGUAUGCCCUGAACAACUGCACUUUCCAUGUUAAUAACUGUCUUGUGCCAUGUGUCAACACAAAUGCUAAAGUUAUAAUGAAUGCCAGAUAUGUUUCUUCUGCAUUAAAGACAUGUACUAGUGGUCUUUGGAAUGGAAGAAAAAGGGUGAGGAAAGGAUAGUGUCAUAUCAGUAAUAGGUAAUGGAAUUGUUGUUGCUUUCCUUAUUUGGUAAAGUCCAAAGCAGUUUAAUAAUUUCUAUUGUUCUCAAGAAAAUACAAAAGGUAAUAUAUAAAGGUAGAGGUAAAGGGACCCCUGACCAUUAGGUCCAGUCGUGACUGACUCUGGGGCUACGGCGCUCAUCUUGCUUUAUUGGCCGAGGGAGCCGGCGUACAGCUUCCAGGUCAUGUGGCCAGCAUGACUAAGCCGCUUCUGGAGAACCAGAGCAGUGCACGGAAACGCCGUUUACCUUCCUGCUGGAGUGGUACCUAUUUAUCUACUUGCACUUUGACGUGCUUUCAAACUACUAGGUUGGCAGGAGCAGGGACCGAGCAAUGGGAGCUCACCCCAUCACGGGGAUUCGAACUGCGACCUUCUGAUCGGCAAGUCCUAGGCUCUGUGGUUUAACCCACAGCGCCACCCGCAUCCCUGACUAGAAAUUACACUUCUGCCUACAAGCCAACAAGCAAUCUGAAGCAGAUUACACGGAGAACAUAGGAGCCAGCUGCAGGGGGCCCUGGGUGCCUGGGUACCCAUAAUAAUAAAAUUGUGGGGGCUGGGCACCCACAAAGUCAAUGAGAAAAGCCAGCAGGUAGCAGCGGCGCUGCCUCCAAGAGAGAAGCAGUUCAGCUCUGUCCUCCACAGCCAGCCAGUGAGGCCCUCUUUUAUGGGGGGGCCCCUCAAACACUGAGGCAGUGUCUCUGCCUCUGAGUCUGAGCCCAUCACCACAGAAAAGGGUCCCUUGCUGGCUGUAGGUAGGAGAAGCUACCACCACCAGCCGCCACAAUGCAGUGUGUGCAUGUGAUGUCUCAUGUCCACGUUGUGGUGGCAGGCACCCACAAUCUUAAGGCACCCCUGUUGGACAGCAAUACUGGAAGCAAAGUCCCUUAAUAUUGACUGGAUACUGAAAACCCUUCAUAAUAGCAGUAAAAUAAACCCCACCCUUACAUGGCACUCCAAAACCAAUCCAUAUUAGGGCAGGAGAUAUAUGUGUUCCAAUGCUGGACAUACAUUUUUUGUAAGUAUGCAUACAGACACAAACACGCACACCUGGCUUUGAGUGUAUGAAGUGUGUAAACUUUCUCUCUUACCUGCCGGGGUACCCAGUAACUUGGCAUAGUAGUUUCAUAGAGAGUAUUGUCAGGGUUCAGUUGUAGAUCUCAACAGCUACAUAAAACCACUGGCAGUUGUUGUUUACAACUUUCCCCUUUUGGGCUGUUUGGUUUCAACAAAAUUGUUUUCUAUGUCUUCUUUAUUUGUUUUUAAUGUUGUCAGUUGUUGGUGUUAUAUUAUUCUAACUUAUUCAUUCUUGGAGUAGAUCCACUGAUAUUAGUGAGGCCUAAGUUAGCCAUGACCAAUUUAUGUCCCACUGAUUUAAUUGGGUCUACUCUAAGCAUAAAUAUCUGGAUCCAACCCAGCAAGUUUAGACACUUAGCAAAUUAUAAUAAAUGAUGAUGUCAGAUAAAUGAAAACCUGGCAAGCCUGCUGAUUACAGGCCUUGUUCUGUCUAUGGAAGAACUAGACCACAUGAAGCAUAAGAUCAGAAACUUCAAAGCAUCUUGCUAGGAGGUCUUCAUCCUCAUUCAUAAAAGAUCCUUCUUUUUUCUUCUAACACAGGACAAGGGUUAAAUCUCUGUAUUUGUUUGCCUUAUUGUAGUUGCAGCAGUGAUGUAUUUCAAGCCAAGUAUAGCUUGCUUUCUUGGAUAUUGUUUGGUAAGUGAAAUUAGUCUGUUCUAUUAAACUAUGUGCUGGACCACCCAAUAAUUUCCACACACAAGCUGCUGAGCAUGACCAGAUGGUUUUGUACUUUUGAUUCCGACAAACAGAACUCCAAAAGUUAUGUAUCAACUAAAGAUAGAUGUUUCAAGGGGUGGGUGAGGAAAAUGCCCUUGAUAUUUUUCAGAUCCCACUGAGCCAAAGAUUUCAUUUAAGUGCAAAUUCUAAAAAGAAUUGUCUACAAAUGUUUAGUUCAAACAUAUAUUAUCGUACACUAUAUUAUAUGCCAGAGACUGUCAUAUACUAAUAUAAAAUUCUGCCUUUGUUUUUUAUAUGUAUACACAGACGAUUUUGCAGAAGAAGAGGAGGUUCAGUCCUUUGGCUAUAAGAGGUUUGGUAAGUAAAAUCCUCACAUUUUCAUAGUGUUUAAACUGAGAAGAAAAACUUCUUCAGACAUAGCACAAAAGUGUUGUGAAUGUUUAUGACUAGCAUGUAAUUCAAACUUUAAAAGGAAGAGACAAGAUAUUUGACUGGAGGUUGAAAGUGUUGGAAUACGUUUGGAGAAGAUGUGUUAGUUCUAUAAAGUUUACUUAUUAUAGGGAACUGUUUUCAUCACUUGCUUAUUUAUGUCAUUGUUUUUGCCAAUCAUUGUGAUUCAGAAGGAAUCGUUCUUUACUAGCAACUGAGAGCCAUGCCAUCUUGAUACUAUGACUUAAGUCACUUCCUGACAUUGGUCUUAAUAGUGACAGUAGCAACAAGAGAAGGCAUGAAACACAAAGUGCAUUAUAAAAGUAUUGUUUCCUGUUGUGAGUCUGAAGUACCAUCAUUGUUCAGGUACAACAAUAGCCUUCCCAACUCUGUGCAUCUCCUGCUAGCCCAUGUGGACUAACGCUGAGCAGAAUGGGGAAUUUCCCCCUUCCCCUCUACCCAUGUGGUUUGUGAGUGCUUGGUAUCCUUACCUAGUACCUUAAAGACCAUUUGCAACAGCUGAUGAUAAUUAAUUAAUUUAUUAAUCACCUUAUAUCUAUAUAUAUCUCAAGUUGAUUUACAGAUUAUCAUAAAAGCAGCUAAAACGGUUUUCAAAAUAGUACAGAAACAGCUGAAAAUAUAACCACAUAAGCUUUGUGUAAGCGAGUCAUAAUGAAUGCUCAAUAAACAAGACUGGAGGAGCCUUGAGUUUUAAAUUGGAAGCCUUUCCAUUGACUUCCAGCAUGGUGGCUUUGUAGUGUAUGAAAAUGUAAUGUCCUGUGAAUAAUUUAAAAAUACUGCUCCGCAAUACAACGAAGUAAUAAUUAAGCAUUGAAGCUGAGAAGCAUUUUCAAGAUCUAUUAUGUGACAGAACAGGUACAAAUAUCUUAAGUUUUCUUUUGUCCCCCAUGAAUUGACCCACUUUAAACUAUAGUAAAUCUCUUCUGAUGAUUUCAGAAGUAUCAUAUUACUAACGAGAGAGACAGUAGAGUGGGAAGCUUUUAUAGUGUUGGCAGCAGGAAGGAAUUUAACAGACUGAACUAAAACAAGGAGAGGGUAAAGACAUUUUUACCCUAUCCCCCCUCUCCUCAAAUACACUUCAGGGACACCUCCUCACUCUAGGAUUCUGUGUUCCUUAGAGGUUGAAGGCAAUCUUAUAUUUGGAAGAAAGCUCUUUUAAAAUAGUCUAAAUAGUGAAUUUUCCCUCCCUCAACAAACAUGCAAUCCCACAUCCUCUGUCCGUGGGAUCACUAACUUAUUGAGUUCACUUGAAAUGCCAGAUUAUGCUACCAUUCCCUGCAAUAGGCAAAACCAUAGUCUCGCUGAAUUGAGCCAAAAGAGUAUUAAAUAACAACCAGUGUGGACUCUGGCCUUCUUUGAAAGUGCUUGGAGAAAUAUGAGCUUGUAGUGUGUGCUGUGUGUGUGUGUGUGUGUGUGUGUGUUUAUUUAAACAGUGGAGGAAAGUCACAAGGUUAGGAGAAGUUCUUUGUCUAAAUUUUCAUCUUCUUCUGCAUUUAAAUUAGCUUAGAAAGUAGAUGACUGAAGGGACAUGUUGAAUUCACGAGUCGGAAGGAAAAUAAAACAAAAUAAAACAAGUUCUGUACAAGUUCAGCGCCAUCCAAGGCUUAAGACAAUGAGAAGAAUCUAAACAUCUUCCUUAAAACAUAGAGAUUGUAUGAACAUACAUAUAAGUGCAAUGUGUCAGUAACUCCUAUCUAUGGAAAUUUGUUGAAGUACAAUCGCCUUUUGCCAGUGCCACAUACCUCUGACUGCAAGAGGAUGAGACCACAACAUGAGUAAUUGAUUUUCCUGGCAUGCCCCUGCUUAUAAAAACUCCCCAUGACAUCUGGUUGACCUCUGUCAGCAGAUGCAAGAAUGCUGAGUUAACUGGACCACUGACCUGACCCAACCUGGUGAUUUUUAUGCUCUUAGGAAUAGCUCCUCAGUGACAGAAUGGUGUGUUCAUCCAUUCCAGGGAUACUAUGGUGUGCAAAGGAAUCGCCAAGAGUGACCGGUUUGCUGAUUCAGAUGUUCAUUAUUCUAGUCUGCCGUGUUAACACGAUAUAAAUGACAAAGCACCUUUUCUUAUCACUCUUAGUUAGACAUCAGUCAGGGAGUAGCUUCUUUGAAGGCAACUGCUCCAGAUAAUGAACCAGAGAUUUAUGUAUAUUCUGGGAAGCUGCCACCAGAACGAACCCCUUCCUAAACCAGGAACUUUUUGUUUUAAAACACCCAGUGAAAAAAAUUGUGGAAGAUGACUUGUCAGAGAUAGAGUUAUACAUGUACUUCCAAGAAUUCCCUUUGCUAUUUAUUUAUGUAUUAUAAGGGAACAUUGGUUUUGAUGAUACAUAAUUGCUUUGCAUUUUAAAUCUAGAAUUACACCCAUCACGAUGGUGAUGAUAAUGAUACCAUUUUCCUGGUUGUUCCAAAUUGUUGUUCUAUGAGGGGGUGUCCUGUGCAGAGCCAUCAUCAUCAUCAUCAUCAUCAUCAUUAUCCCAUUUCUCACUGAUAGUUCCCAUAUAUUUUCACCCAUUGCAAAGAUGUCCCUAUAGGAAAAAGCUACCACCACCGUACCAUUUUGUUAAUUAUUCCUCUAUAGCCCUAGUAUCAGAGGUAGUGUUACCAUGAAUUCAGGGGAGGGGGGGAAUCUAGAAAGUUGAAAAAAAACUAUUUUACAAAAUGUUUUGAUGGCUGUUCUUUGUUUCACAAUUCUCAUGGUCAUGAAGAAGAAUGGGGCAGCUGUGUGUACCAUGCACUGUUUUCCAGCCAGUGGUUCUUGACCCCAUGGGUGUCACAGGAUGGGUUGAAAAGAAAUUAAAACGAUGUACUAAACCAAAGUUUAUAUUUACACAAAUAUAUUUUAAUAUAGGAGUACAACAUUCUUUUUCAGUCCUUCAAGAAGAUACGUGUGUGUGUUUGGCAGCCACUAGAUAGAUAGAUAGAUAGAUAGAUAGAUAGAUGGUUUUGUUGCUUUGUUGCAAAGAUAUAAUGCUGCAGGUGGGAUACAGCUUUUUUAUAAGUUUGUUUCCAAGUGCAACAAACAUACAGUAUACCUCAAAUAGUUACAGUAUUUUUUUAGCUUUGCCUUUGGGUUAAUAUAUAGUAUCUGCAGUACUACACACAAAUAUGUUACCUCUACUCCAUUCACAAAAAAUGUUAAAAUUACACAUUAUCAAUUAAAAUACUUUUUUAAAAGUGUGAUUAAACUGGCCACCUUAUUUUGAAGAAAUAGCUGCCUUGAGAGACCCAAUCUGGAUUCAUUGCAAUUUUCUGCUGAAAGUCACUUUCUUUAGCUGAUACCCCACUCCCCACCCCACAAGGCAAACAGCAUCUUUGGGUACAAAUAAUAGCCUGGAGUGGUGGUCACAAACUAUUUUUCAAGUGCAAAGAGGAUCACUAGUCUAAAAAAGUUGAAAGACUCUGAUAUUGUGUGGGGUACACGUACACACACACACACACACACACACACAUGUUCUGUAGAUUUGCUAUGAUUCUGCUGACCUUAAAUCACAGUCCUAAGGCAUGUUACCAUAGUAUAGACCAAGUUUCCCCAACCUGGUGCCCUCCAGAUGUUUUAGACUAAAAUUCCCAACUGCUGAUGUAGAAGAUAGGGGAAGGUAGGGGAAAGCUGCUAUAGAAAGUGCAGAAGUAAAUUACUGUACUGAAAAUUCUUCAUGCUUGGUUGCCUGUGGCAGAGCUCAAGGAACCCCAUAUUGCUUUUCUGUCAGCACAGUGAAACUGUAACCAAGCCUUUAUCCAAAGUGCAGAGAUCCUAAAUGCUAGCCAAGAAACAGCAGGAAUAGUAAUUUUAUUUAGUCUUGCCUCUUUUGAAAAUGUCAUUUGCCCUUUUGCAAUGAGCUAUCCAAACAAGGAAACAAAACUUUCUCUUGCUUGUUUUGAGCCCAUGUGGCUUUCUAGAUGAAUGCUUAAGCAUGUAAUGAAAGAUAUAAGAAAUGGGAGACUUUGGUAAAGAAAAUAUGGAAGAGUGUUGAGCAAUAGCUUCUAUUUUAUUUUCCAUUUUCCAUACAUAGAUUGAUGCCAAUGAUUCUACCAGAAAACCUUAGUGUUGGGGAUGGGGAGUGAAGCUGAAUUUGUUCAGUGAAUUAUUGGAACUUCCAGAACAAUUCAUUAUUUGUACCUGUCUGCGUGAGGUGUUAUUAAUGUCUCAUUUUAACAUGAAAAAGCAAAUUAUUAUUUUUCCAUUCUCUAAGGUGUUGUCUAAUGUUGUCACACAUACAAAUGCUUUGUUUGCCUGAUAGGGCUGCCAGGUUUUUGAAAGACAGCUUUCGUGGAAAAGAGUGGGGAAGGGGGAAAUCAGAGUUAAGCACAAUAUAUCUUCUUCAGUCAAACGGCAUGACUUUUGAGGCAGCCACCAGCUGCUUCCUUAGCUGUCUUCUUGGGUUAAAGUGGUCCCUAUUCUGAAUGAGGCAGGCCUGUCUUGGUUACUUCCCAAAUGGUCAUUAUAAACAUGUAACUGCUAGUCAAAGUAAGAUACAAGCCCUUCGCAAAAUUACGCAACACCCAUUUAAACAUGUGGCAGUCUGCCUACACAAGCUCAGUAAAACAUGUUAUGUAACAGAUUUUGGCCACUGUGUUUAAAACUCGUGUGUGUUUUUCCAGUGGCACCAUUUCUUCUCACUUCUGUAAGAAUACACCUUCUUCCCCCCUCCUUUUUUAAAAAGUCAGUGAUAAAGACUUUAAUUUUUUAUAUUUUUCUUGCAUACACCUGACUAUGGAACAGUCCAAGUAGAUACGAUUUCAGUGUGUUACUUGUACAGUGGUACCUCAAGUUACAUACGCUUCAGGUUACAUACACUUCAGGUUACAUACACUUCAGGUUACAUACACUUCAGGUUACAGACUCCGCUAACCCAGAAAUAGUACCUCAGGUUAAGAACUUUGCUUCAGGAUGAGAACAGAAAUCGUGCUCUGGUGGCAAGGUGGCAGCAGGAGACCCCAUUAACUAAAGUGGUGCUUCAGGUUAAGAACAGUUUCAGGUUAAGAACGGACGUCCGGAAUGAAUUAAGUACUUAACCCAAGGUACCACUGUAUGUGCUUUCAUAUAUCCAUAAGUUACGAGUGAGACAUUUGUUCAUACACCUGAAUGAGCACACCCACAGUGCAAUCCAAUCCAUGUCGGCUCAGAGGCAAGUCCAUUGAACUGAGUGACACUGAGCUCAGCCAUUGUUUAUUUUACAUCAUGGUUUAGUCAAGAAUGUGCCUGCUGCCUCCAGGCCACACACACACACACACACACACACACACACACCAGUCCAGCUUAUCCCUGUGAGCAGCACAAACAAGCCAUAGUAUGGUUUGUUAUGUUGUGCAAACCUGAAUAACAAACCGUGAGCAUCAAGCCAGAAAUAGGCCCAGAUUUGUUCUUGGCUUAUGGCUCAUAGUUUGUUUGAAACAAACUACAGUCCGAGAUCACACAGCACGACAAGCUAUACUAUGGCUUGCUUAUGCCAUGCACGGCACCUGCAGAGAUAGGAAACAUAUUCACAGUUAAGACAUAAAAUGAGCACAGCUACUUCUGGAUAAGUAGGCAUAGAAUUGUAGUCUUAGGUUGCAUGUAAAAUGUUGUUUUUCUCAAUCAGAAAUCAUUCAUGCUCAUCUUCAGCAUGCGACUUUCUAACUAUAUUGAUUCUAGAUCCUAUUGUCCACAAAGGCUGGGUGUGGUUACUUGAUUCCCAUUUGAAAACACUCACCUUAAUUACGUAAUCCACACCUUUUCCUCCCUGCACAUGAUCCAGCUAAAUAAGGAAGGAAGUAGUGAUUACAUUCUUGGUAUAUGCCCACCCACAGUGUUAUUGGGACUGCCAUUUGUUUUAAUCUGUUUUCAAAUGGGCACACUGCACAGUAAUGCAGAAUCAAUUUGCAAUGAGCUUUUAUUUUCUGAAUGAAACCCAUCUCUCAAUAAGUAAAAUACUUAUUCAGGGGCAAAAUACUGUGUGUGAACUAUGUGGGGGGGGGGAGCAAAUACUCAGUCACCGUUGAUUCUGGAAUUGUGUGUACGGAGUCUUCAGUCCUAAAAUCCAGCCUGUCUUGAUGUAAUCUACUCAUUAAAGAAUCCUAAUAACGAUCAGUCUCCCUCUCACACAGACAUGUGGUUGAGAGAAUCUUCUAUGAUACACAGUGCCUUUGUUAAAGAGUCUGCAUCCUCAUUAUGGCCAUCCAAUCUUCUGUUUUGUUGUUUACUCUUAAAGGUAAAGGGUAAAGGGACCCCUGACAAUUAGGUCCAGUCAUGACCAAUUCUGGGAUUGCGGCGCUCAUCUCGCUUUACAGGCCGAGGGAGCCGGCUUACAGCUUCCAGGUCAUGUGGCCAGCAUGACUAAGCCGCUUCUGGCAAACCAGAGCAGCGCAUGGAAACACCGUUUACCUUCCCGCCAGAGCGGUACCUAUUUAUCUACUUGCACUUUGACGUGCUUUCGAACUGCUAGGUGGGCAGGAGCUAGGACCAAGCAACGGGAGCUCACCCCGUCACAGGGAUUCGAACCACCGACCUUCUGAUCGGCAAGUCCUAGGCUCUGUGGUUUAGACCACAGCGCCACCUGCGUCCCCUUGUUUACUCUUAAAUGUAUAUAAAUCCACAGAAAUGCAUCCUAUUUCAGCUUUCUUCAUACAUACAUAGAGACUAAACCUUUAUUUUGCUGGGCUUCUCUCUUAAUUAAAGCAAGCAAACAAACAAACAUUGAGAACUGUCAGUGAUCAACAGGUGGAUAUGGAGAAGAAUGGCAGGUUGUACUAGUUUCUCCAAGGUCAAACUAACGUCCUUUUUCUAGUACUUUUCUGGUUGUUCAGCUGACCAUGACUGCUUGGGGAAUGAUAUGCGAUAGGGAAUUGGGAAGCUCUGUCUUCUGCUUUCCUUAUGUGCCUAACAUUUGAAAAGUACACUAUACUAAAAGCAUGUUGUUGCUAUUAUUUCUGGGCCACCCUUUCUCUCCAUUAGGAAUGUAGCACAGUGUACAGUAGGACCUCAGGUUAUGUUACCCGAAGGUAAUGUAAAGCUUAGGUUGCGAAAGUGGCCAACCCAGAAGUGUUUCACCGCAUGCACAGAAGCAGUCUACCGCUGUGUGCAUGCGUAUAACAGUGAUCCUCAGGUUGCGAAAACCUUGGGAUCCAGCCAGACCUCCGGAACGGAUCCCGUUUGCAACCGGAGGUACCACUGUACAAUAUCAUCAAUUAGCCCAAAGCGCUUAUGGUCAAAACCCAUAAAAACUCCCUGAGAAAGAAGCUAACUUAAAACUACAAUCCAUAUUGCAACUGAUGGGAGUAUCUACCUUCCAAAAGUCCUGGUGAACUUGUACAAAUGUUUUUCGCUGACACCUGAAGGCUACCAGUGAGGAGAUUCCUCCCCAGGGAAGAGAUUCCAUAAUUGGGGUGCUGCUACCAAGAAGGACCUGUCUUGUGUAAUCACCCCUGGGCCAUCACCAUUGGCAGCAACACAAGCAGAGCCUCUCCCACUGAACGUAGGGUAUGGGCCAGAACAUACUGAGGGAGGCAAUCUUUUAAAUGCUUGAGCCCAUAGAAAUUCAGGGUUUUGUACAUCAGUACCAACACCUUGAAUUGGUCCCGGUAGCUCACAGUCAGCCAAUGCAGUGCUUUAAGGAUGCUGUUAAAGUACAUAGUCAAAAUCCACUGAAAAGUCCCCCUGGCAUACCUCACGGAAAUAAAUGAGAAAUGAAUGAGGGCCCUUCCAUGCUUUUAUGCAAUUCAUUUCCUUUGAGCAGUGGAUUAUGGCUUUUAUGAUUUCUGAACAGAGCUCCAUACCUUGUUGGUGAAUACUUCAUAACACAAUUGGCCUUGGAUGACAGUAAAGUUUCUUGUAUCUUGAAUGCCACAAAGGCACUUCAAUAAAUGAAGAGAAGGCAAUUUCAGAUUGUACAGAUGCAAUUAUAAUGGAAAAUACUACUAAUAAACACAUGUUUUAAAAAAUCUCUGUAGUGGGUGAAGUAGGAAUAUUUCUCUAGCCCUCUAACCAGCAUCUGGUUCAUACUCAAAGACCAUGCUGUAAUAUUGGCAAAAAACCAGAGGUCAUCCUUUACCAAUGGAAAUUGCUGCAACAAAAAUGAUAUCAUAUUUCUUUAGUACUCCUUUUGCCAUGGCAACAGCAUUAUAUUGCAUUAAGUCAAAUGGAAUUUUAUUCCAAAAUAUACAAAUAAGUUGGAUUACUACUUCCUACAUUUUUUAGUAUGAAAGCAGAAUUUUCUCCUUGGUUUCUGCAACAUGUUUUUUUUUAAAAAAGUAUAUUUCAUAUCUUGUGGAAAGCACGAAGAAAUAUUUGUAUUCAUGAUUUGAAUAGGUGGGUUUCCAAACACCAUCAGUCCAGUAAAUCUGCAGAUAUUUCAAACAAACAAACUCAUAUCCCAGUUGGGAAAGAACUUGACAGCAUAAUGUCAUAAGGAUCAAGCUAAUCGGCCUUUUCAUUUUAAAGAGAACUUCAAGAUACUUGGCUCAGUCAGUUUCAUCACAUGUUCCUAGUCUGGCACUCCAAUAUUGUGCAGCUGGUAGCACAGGAAAUAUCAUGGGGGAAAGACAGCAACAUGUCCCCUAGGAUAACUCUCUGCCACCCACUGUAGCUGCCCAUUAUAGUGGAUUAUCUCUAAGCACCCUAAUGUGGUUUGUGCUUUGUGGACGAGGUUGACAUAAGCACAUGAUCAGUCUUGGAUCAAUGUUGUCCAAAGUGUUAUCUCUACCACAUAGCUAUAUUUGUGUGAGUGCUGGCAAUUAAAAUAUUCUUUGCUAUCUUGGAGUGCAUCAUACUGGAAAUACUAGGUAAAGGUAAAGGAACCCCUGACAGUUAAGUCCAGACGCGAUCAACUCUGGGGUUGUGGUGCUCAUCUUGCUUUACAGGCCGAGGGAGCCGGCGUUUGUCAGCAGACAGUUUUUCCGGGUCAUGUGGCCAGCAUGACUAAGCCGCUUCUGACGCAACGGAACACCGACACCAGAGCAGCGCACAGAAACGCCAAUUACCUUCCCGCCGGAGCAGUACCUGUUAAUCUACUUGCACUUUGAUGUGCUUUCAAACUGCUAGGUUGGCAGGAGCUGGGACCGAGCAAUGGGAGCUGACCCCAUCACGGGGAUUUGAACCGCUGAUGUUUUGAUUGGCAAGCCCAAGGCUCAGUGGUUUACACCACAGCGCCACCCACGUCCCACUGGAAAUACUAGCAGGUGCCAAUUUAGUAUUAAGACGUCAUCCAAAGAUAAUUGUGCAGCAUGGCUGCUUCAGUGAUCUAAGACUGUGAUAACACAGCUAAAUCAGCAUGCACAAAUUCUGGGUUCUGCUGUAUCAACCCCACUUUUUGACUACCUUACGCAUAGGGUAACUUGGAAUAUUUCUUGCACAUGGCAGACCAGUCAUCAGACCACAUCUGCCUGUAGCAAAUCAUAGCCAUGACACACUGAAGUAUGUGUAUAAACAGGUCGUCAGUUUAGCAAAAUUCCAGGUUAUUGGGGAGGUCUCCUCAUCACUCAGAAACUAAAAACUUGAGACAGUCUGCUUCCUUACUUAUUAGAAAGUAGUAGUGCUUUAACAGACGAGUGGAGCCUACUCCUAAAUUAUUGUACCACAGUGGAAAUCCUGUGUGGAAUGCAAAUUGUGUAUGCAAAUUGUUUGAUGGAAUCUGAUGUUUAUAUAACUUGGUUAAAAUUAUAUAUAGUGAUAUGCUCUUAGAACUGUAGAGUUAAUCUAGUACAUAAAAGGCGACCUGUUUCCUGUCUGCUAGGAUGCAUUUAUCUCAGUCACCAGUAGUUAAACAGUCCAGCCUCCAGUUUUUGUUGGCACCAGGUUUAAUAAAACCGAAUGAAGACAGCUAUAUUUUUCGGUCCAGUGUUUGAUGUGUGUAGUGCUGAGAACAGCAAAAAUGGAGAACAAAGUGCAACAGAGCAGGAACAACAGUUGUUGUAGAAACAGUUGUGGUUGGUGAAGGCAUCCAAUGCUUCAAAAUUUGAAAAUCCCCUAUUGUGGACUGAUGAAAAACAAUUUGUUGUUGAGCAAAAUAUAAGCUGAGUUUUUCAUUAUAGCAGCAUACCUCUUCCCGUUGUUUUGGACACAUUUCCUCAAAAUACAUAUUUCUAAUACUCAUUCAUAGAAAGAAAUAUUAAAAACUUCAAUUGCUCCAACUGGCAUGUAUUAAAGUUCUCUCUUUGCUCUGACUUGAAUUGUUUUGGUUUAUAUACUGUACUUAACUUCAUCAGAUUGGAAUAUGUGAUACAGACAUAUUUCAAGACAAGGUUAAAAACAUCUGCAGUUUAGAAACAAGGUCCCUAGGGAGGGUGUUAAAUCCAGAGAGUGCUGAUCUGUUUCCUGUCUUUGUUAUGAUUUCUCCACUGUAACUGAAUAUCCCUCUGAGCUACAGCAAAUGAGAGUUAUCCUAGUACGGCUGUGUCAGCAGUCCAAGAAUUGCUGGCAUUACCUCCCCCUUUCACGUAUUCCUAGCUAACUUCCAGAAUCCCAAAGCAGAUUUUUAUUCAUUUACAUUUUAAACUGUUCUAUCAGAGGUUGCUUUGAAUGAAAUGGACACUUGCCUCAUGCUCUCAUCCUCUGUAUGUUAAAAGAACAAAUGUAAGUCUUAGUCCAGAGAUACCUAUGUACACAGAAACAUAGAAUUGUAGAGUUGGAAGGGACUACGAGGGUCAUCUAGUCCAACCCUCUUUUUCCCCACCAUGGGGCACGAACCCAUGAUCCUGAGAUUAAGAGUCUCAUGCUCUACCCACUGAGCCAACUGACCAAAACUACACAAGAAUGAAACACAAAACAUUGCUCAGUUUAAGACACAUUGCAUGUUAUGUCCAAUUAAAUUAAGACAACCUAGUCCUGGUCAGGUAUACCCUACUACAAAGCUUUCCAAACUUUUCAAGUUGGUGACACACUUUUUGGACAUGCAUCAUUUUGCGACACAGUAACUCAGUUUUACUAGCAAACCAGAGGUUAAGCUAACCCUUUCCAACCCCAAGAGGAGCAUGGGGAGCAUUUGUGCGACACACCUACACACUGCAGCUGACACACUAAUGUGUCGCGGCACACAGUUUGGAAAGCUCUGCCUUAGUACAUUUAGUGAACAAGAGGACUGCAGUUGUGCUCCACUCAGAAUUCAGCAAGGUCACAGGACAUCCUUAUAGGAAUCUCAAGGGGGAAAGAAAUCUGCCAGAAGGUGUGUAGUCAAUGGUUGGAAAAACCCAUGCAAGGCAUAGCAAUAAAUGGGUCAACAACAUAACAGAAAGAGCUGUCUAUCAUGGUUCUGCAGACGUCAGUGUUGCGGCCAGUACUCUUCACUAUGUACAACCAGAGUUCAUUACAUUAAAAGUAUUAUGUCUCAAGAUUUAGGAAGUAAUAUUAUUAGGUUACAUAGCACUGGUAAUACAGUGGUACCUCGGGUUACAUACGCUUCAGGUUACAUACGCUUCAGGUUACAGACUCCGCUAACCCAGAAACAUUACCUCGGGUUAAGAGCUUUGCUUCAGGAUGAGAACAUAAAUCGUGCUCCGGCGGCGCGACGGCAGCAGAAGGUCCCAUUAGCUAAAGUGGUGCUUCAGGUUAAGAACAGUUUCAGGUUAAGAACAGACCUCCGGAACGAAUUAAGUAUGUAACCAGAGGUACCACUGUAUAUUGUUUGGACUGUGCUGAAUAAUACAUGUCAAAAAACUUGGAAAAGAUUCAGAAAUGUACAUAAAUGAUAAAAAAAUUAAAUGAAAGACCCUGCAAGGACAGGUAGAAAGAACUGGAUUUGUUCACCAUAUGUGGAAAAGAGUAUGAGAGGAGGAUCAUACAGUACAGUUAAAAACAGACUAGCUUUAGAUCAAGUUGCAGAAGAAACUUGUAAUUUUAUUUCUAGGAAGUUUUCAAGGAAAGGUUGGGUAUGCUUUACUACAGGACUUACUGCUUCCCAUUCACUGCCUUCCACCAUACAAUUUAAUGAUCGAGAUUAGAACAGAUUUGUUUAAGAUGUUCUGGUUUCUUAGGCAAAGAAAAUUAAAUAGCUGUAAAAAUAUUGCAAUAUGAUUGUGGAAUUGGUUUGGAUGAUAUCUUUGGGUCCCAACAAAGGCUUUGUAUUUGAAGACUGAAGUGGAAAGGACUGCUGUUAGCCAGGCCUGUAAGCACUUUUGAUUUUCAUGUCUUAAAAGUUGGAGAAGAGCAGGUGUGUUACCAUUAAAGACAGCUGGAUGAUGAUGCUUUUUCAAGAGGGGAUAGGCCUUUACCAUCCCUUCAACUGGCUGGAGGCCACAUCACCUAGUAUGCAGGAGAACAAUAAACCAAAGAGCUAGUCUUUGGUCUUCAGCUGAAGCUGGGAGCUGGAAAUGAGAUGUAAAGGCUUGUCUUCCUCUGUGAUGAAUCCAAAGCAAUGACUUUGAGGACCCCACCCCCAUAAAAACCUAAUGCAAAAGCAAGAUCUGUGGAGAUCUUAUGCCCAGAUCAUAUAUACAGUGCUCCCUCGGCCAAUAAAGUGAGAUGAGUGCCGCAACCACAGAGUCGUCCAUGACUGGACCUAAUAGUCAGGGGUCCCUUUACCUUUACCUUGGGUUAAGAACUUAAUUCGUUCUGGAGGUCCGUUCUUAACCUGAAACUGUUCUUAACCUGAUGUACCACUUUAGCUAAUGGGGCCUCCCGCUGCUGCCAUGCUACCACCACGCAAUUUCUGUUCUCAUCCUGAAGCAAAGUUCUUAACCCGAGGUACUCUUUCUUCGUUAGCGGAGUCUGUAACCUGAAGUGUAUGUAACCCGAGGUACCACUGUAUGUGUAAAUAAAACAAUAUAUCCUAAAGACAUCACUGAUUACAAAAUUAUUGAUGGUAGCACCUAUCAAACUCAUAGUAGGAACUAUAGAUUUUGGCUGUGUGCUACUACUAGAACAAAACUGAGAUGUUUACAGCUCAUCCUUUCGUCUUGUAGCUGAUGGUUUCCCCCCGUUGUUUACUUUUACAAACUUAAGUGAUAAUUUACUUUAAGACUGGCUUUGCAGUGAUCCUUUCCUAAAUCCUUUGUUGGGUGCCAGAAGAUUCCCUAUUGGGUUAAUUUUGUUUGUUUGUUUUCAUUCUUCCUUGGUAGAGAGAUGGACAUCUGGCAGCUCUUUGAUGCUUUCUGUAAUGAUCUAUGUGUUCUCAGGCUGCUUAAGCUGCCAGGGCUGACCGCCACUGAAAGACAGCACAGCUAGUCAGCAUAUUUCUUGGUCUUGGAAAUACACUGCUUGGAAAGUCUGGAACUCACAUUGCUUCGCCUUGAACUAAGCAGUGAAGACUAGCCAAUAGGUUUCCAGUAAACUGUACAUACCGUAUAUUUAGCACAGGGGAAUUAUUUGAACCAUGCCCUCUGUGAGACUUCUGCACAAAAUGAGAAUGGUGCCAGAAAAGACAGCAGUGCUAGGAGUGACAUGCAAUUUAUAUGCCCACUCUUCAGGGUAGGCAAAAUAUAUAUUGAAAAAAUGAACUUAACAGACUUCAGUCCAUUAAUUUCAAUGGAUCUGUCCUGAGUGUUAACUUAGUUGGAUACAGCCUACUGUAUAUAUUUUGUGCAGGAAAUGUAAGGUUUUCCUUGGUUUGUACUACUGUUUCUUGCAUUUCAAUCCAACAAAUAACAAAUUCCGUACCAUCAAUUUUCCAGAAAUACUUGUGUGCAGAGGUAGACUUAAUACAUUAUGUGAAUAAUGCAUUUACUUAUCCUUGCUCACAUCUGUAGUUUCCAACAAUACUGAAUACCUGAGGAACAAUUAUAUGUUAAUGUAAACAGCACUGUUGUUGUUGUUGUUGUUUUAAAAAAUGUAUCUUGUGUUGCAAACAAGUUUAUUAUUGUUGUUUUUGUAUCUUUUAUUUUGAAAAUAGAGGUAGGUAGGUAGGAGGAAGGGAAGGAGGGAGAUUGACUGAUCACCUGAGGGGAAGAAGAGCCUGCUUUUAUGUAAUUGUCUCCUCCAUCUUCACAGAGAUGGUGAUCAGUGCUGCCUAGAGAUUACUGCACCAAUUAUAAUGCAGUGAAUGCACCUGCCUGCUGCAGUGUGAAAGUAUUUAUCCCUUACAAAAUCAUUUUAUGAAUAUGGACUUGAUACAGAAAUGCAGUUUAUAUGCAGGUCUGUUUCUAUUCCUGUGGGUUAUCCUUACUAGAUCGGGGUAUAUCUUUGAUGCAGACAGGCUUCCUUACAAACACACACACACACACACACACACACACACACACACACACAUGUUUUUUUGGAUAGUCACUAAUUAAAAAAAAGUAUUUUGACAACUUUUCUGGAUGUGGUAUGGAUGCAAUAGCUACACCACUGAUUUUUUAUUUUAAUGGUCUGAGUCCUAGUCUUGUUCAUAUACUGUAAACCAGUGGUGGAGAGGUUUCUUCAGCUUAAGGGCUGUAUUCUCUUCAGAGCAACCUUCCAGGGGCCACAUGCCAGUCAGUGGAGAGUGGGGGUCAGGGGCAAAAAUGGGUGGAGCAACAAAUGCAAAUUUCACAUCUGUACAGAAGGCUAGUUUCUACACACAUUCAUACACACACCCUUACAAUUCAGACAAGGAAGAGACAUUUCCAGAUUUCCAUAACACAUUUCAACCAGGCAAAAACACUCAGGGGUGGGUGGGUGUGGGAGUGGGGGUGGGUGUGUAGCAGGGCCAGUGAGGAUGUGGCCUGGGGAGAGGGGUGUGUGGCUAAGAGAGAUUUCCAAGGGCCAAACAGAGAAGCCUGGAAGCCACAUCAACAUCUGGUCCUGAGGCUCUCACCCCAGACAUAUAUUGUUUAAUAAUGUAUGUCCACAUAUCAAAUGGUAAUUAAUUGUUCCUCCAGUGAGCAGAAAAUGCAUUGCUUUUGCACCAUUUCUCAGUUAAGAUCACAUCAUGAAAAUCCAAGUCUUCACAUUAAGAAUAGUACAUUGAUGGUAAGUAAAGGUAAAGGUACCCCUGCCCGUACAGGCCAGUCGUGUCCGACUCUGGGUUGCGCGCCCAUCUCGCUUAAGAGGCCGGGGGCCAGCGCUGUCCGAGGACACUUCCGGGUCAUGUGGCCAGCGUGACAAGCUGCAUCUGGCGAGCCAGCGCAGCACACAGAAACGCCGUUUACCUUCCCACUAGUAAGCGGUCCCUAUUUAUCUACUUGCACCCGGGGGUGCUUUCGAACUGCUAGGUUGGCAGGCGCUGGGACCGAGCAACAGAAGCGCACCCCGCCGCGGGGAUUCGACCCGCCGACCUGACGAUCGGCAAGUCCUAGGCGCUGAGGUUUUACCCACAGCGCCACCCGCGUCCCUCACAUUGAUGGUAGUUCCACUGAAAUAGCUAAUUUGCUUAGUUUCUGUCUUCCCCAUAUUGAUCUGAAUAAACCACAGUUUAAAAGAGUGAAGUAACUUCUUCAUACUUGGCACCUUCACUGCUGUUUUUACUUCCAAAAGGAAGAAAAUAGGGCAAGGGGUUACUCUUUUGAUUUAUUAAAUUCAGCAAAUCUGUGUUAUAUAGCUUAGAAGCUUGUUAGUUUGCUAGAACGAUUUCCUGGUUGUUUCCAUAAGAAAUAUUUCUGGCUCACAUUCUUUAAACAAGCUGAUUGUUUUGUACAAGUCCAAAUUCACAUGCCUUUCUAAGUCCUAGUUCAAUGAGUCAAGACAAUAGGAAGUGCUAGUUUCCUAUUACUGUAAUUGAAUGAAAUCACCGCUUUGUACAGAUUUGGAUUUGAGAAGCAGUCAGACAGAUCUCCCAUUAUUUCCUCUGCAAAUAUAAGAGCUAAUAGUACAAUCAAAUGCAUAUAUAAUAUGAAAUAAGCCCCGCUGAAUUAAAUGGAAUUUACUCCCAAUCUCAGGUAAGUGAAUAUAGCUUUGCUAAUUGUGUUGUGUAAUACAUAUAAUUUUCUAGUGUGUGCGUUUAAAUAAGCAUAUAUAUUAAUGCCAGGAGAAUGAUGGACAGCUGUACUGCACAUGUGGUAAUGAUAACUGGGUGAUAGAUUGCCACCUCACCUGCAUAUGGCAUAGAAAGCGCUGCCCCUCCUCUGGGGAUACUUGUAACAUUCCAAGCUCAUGAGUAGCUUCAGGCUGCUGCCAAUUUUGUGAAAACUUAACUAGAGAAAAAAACCCUUCUUCUCUCAAUACAUGAUUUGUUCCCUGAUAUUGUACUGAAUUCAAGUCAAAACAAAAUGAAGAAUCCAUAUGUAAGAAGAAGAUGGGUGUUGCCUGUGCUAUUUUUCUAGAAAAACAGGUGCCAGAACUCACCAUGAACGCCUCUCUUGUUCUCUUAUAAUGGCAAUGGCACCCACCUGAGAGGUGCCAGAACUGAAUUCCAGUGAGUUCCAGCUGGAAAAAAGCCCCAUUAGCUUGAAAGUUAGAAUGUAAGGAUCACCUUUCUGUCUCUGGCAUUGCUGGUUCCAUCAGCACUAGCAUGGAAGAUGAACCAACUGGUUGUUGAAAGUAUCAUAUUCACACUUAAGCAAGUUUUUGAGUUGAUGUUUCUUCCAGUGUUUCUGUUUCAUUUUGGCAUAAAAUCAGGAUAUGAAUAACCAACCUUUGGAGGAUGAGGUUCCUGAGGCAAAUGAACCUGCCAGGGUUAUCUAUUCAUGGAAAGCAAAGCAUGCAAUUCGGGUCUGAUUGGUUUAUUUCCGGUUUCUUAAGAAGAGCUUUUCAGCUAAUUUUCUUUCUUUUUCUUUCUUUUUUGCAAUAGUUCUAGAUUCUAUGUAGAAAACAAAGUACUCAGUCUCCAUUGAUCCUAGAACAAAAUGUUGUGUGUAAGCAGCCUAUGACAUCUGGAAGCAUUCCACAUAACAUUCUAAGCAAGGAAGUUUAUUAAAUUCCCAGCAAUGUUAGGUGUGCGAUAACUUAAUUUCCAAUAAGGUUUUUGACCUUGCUCAGUAGGGCAUGCACAGCUGGGAACAACAUGUAACUGUUUCUCUUUUAGUUUAAGAAGCUGCAGUGAUCAAUGUCCUCUUGGCUGGCUAAGAAUCAGGAGGUUUUGGUAGAAAGCAUUUUGCACCAGAUUGGCAUGUAAUUAUGAUUUGCUUUUGCUGAAUUUAACAGAUAACUGUGCAGCCAGUUAUGCUAAACCUGUUUCUGGAUGUGUAUCACCUCAGAUUGCUGGUCACAUUACUGAAGGUUCCUACAUACAAAUUUCCUACGUUCAGCCCAUCUCCAAGAAAUGCUAGCAUUUGUGUGGAGGAAAUUUUUUGUACGGAGGAACAUUGACUCAAGUGAGUCUGAAGUGGUUCAGUUCAGAUACAGUUCAGAGAGCCAGAGAUUUUAGGCCGAUUCAUACAAUUUAGUCUCUUCAUCUAAAGGUAAUAUUGCAUUUGAUGUGUACUAUUUCAAGAGCAGGGAUGUGAAUGUGGGGUAUGGAUUUUAGAUAUAAAUGUAUGUACUGAAGCAGCAACAGUUUCUGGCUGAGGUUUUUUUAUUUUGUUUUUAUGCCCUUUCUCUCUUCCCCUUUCUUCUCCUUUAAGUGGUCCUGUUCUAUAUACAUUGGUGAUAUAAGGCUAUUUUGCAAAAAUAUGAUAAGUAUUUUUCCUUUCAAUUAAAAUAAAAUAGAAUUUUGCUGGUGAGGAGGAGAAUAAUAAUAUUAAUAUGCAUGCAUCCUUGGUAUCAGCCACCUGUAGUUAAAACAUAACCUAUGAAUUACAAGUUUCCCUUUUGCUCCUUAACAAAGCAUUUUGUUAAUGAAAACACCUCUCCAGUUUAUAAAAUAGGGAAGGGAGCACUGUGGAGACAAGUUACAGAAAAUGAAAUCUUAAUUUGUGCACAGAGCUACAAAAAUGAACGAUGGACACUUGAAAAUGUGCAGGGGCCUGUCCUGCAGUUGUUGUGGCUGCAGUUACCCAUGAGCACAAUCUACCAAAAACAUUACUGCUGUGCAUCAAUUUUCCAUUAAUAUUAGUAAGAUUUGAGCAGGAGUUUUGUUUAGUUGCACAGCAGCCCAAGUUGGUUGGUUACUUUUUUUUUUUUUUUGGCUUUUAACAUGUAUCCUUUCCCUGUUAACAUAAACUUUCUCAUUUUUAUUCCAUCCUGCUUUGCGAAAAACCAAAUUUUCUGUUCCAGAUGACCUGGGUUUAAUUAAAUACAACCGCAACAAUGUCUUGUCAGUGCUUAGCAACAAAACACAUUAUGUGUCUCAUAAGUUACCACAAUGCACAGGGGUAGAUGGCAAAGUUAGGAAGAUAACUCAAGCUGAUACAUAACAGAGACACUAGCUAUAGAGAACUAUGCUGGCUGACAUACUAGGCAUGUUAGUCAUGGACCAUUAUUAUUGAUUUAAGUUUCCUACAGGUACAAUAAAGAAACUAAGCAGAAAGGGUUCUCCUAGCUGCCAAAAUGACAUCAAGAGGCAAUUUAACAUGUGCAUGAUGUGAUGAUAUGCACAUAGCACGAUUUUAUUUCUUCUUUGUAUUAUCCACAAGAGGGGAGGAGAUUUGGCUCCUCAUAUAAAUUAUUGAGACCAGCAUAGCAAAGCAACAGCAGGUGGAAUCAGUCAUUUAUGUCCAGCCAUGAAUGUAUAUUUAGUUCUCCCAGUCAGUGUACAGAAUACAGCCGCUAUCCUUCUCUGACCCUGUCUGACCCAUUUUGGGUCAUUUGUUCAGUUAUUAUGCAUAAGAGGCUACUAUUCAGGUUAAUACUCCUUCAAAGUCUAUAUCACCACAACUUGUUAAAGUCUGUUUAAUUUGAAACAAUCAAGGAUACAUAGAGCCCCAGGCUAACCAAGUGAUGCUUGGUUUUACUUUAUAAACAACAGCCUUAAAUCUCCCCAGUCUAUUUUUGCCCAUCUAGCCCAGUAUUUAGUCCCUGACUGGCUGCCGCAGGGUCUCUUUCACAUCACUUGGCAUGUGACCCUUAUAAGCAGAAAUUCUAAGGACUGAACCUGGGAACUUUCUGGAUGCAAAAUGUGCUGUACAACUGCACAUUGUGAAGUUUAAUCAGUGUCACUGAUUCAGACACCUUGAUGAAAAGCUGCCUAGGGCAACUGACAGUCAGGCCCAGGCCUGGAUUUGAAUUUGGGACACAAGAUGAGCCUAGCUAAUAUUAGCCCCUGAGAACUGAAAUGGAACUCAAAAUCUUAAGAUCCAUUUUCCAGUUGGCUGAGGAACCAGACCAGCUCCCCUCAACACAUAAUCUCGGCACUGCCAUGCCUAUGCAUAAAUACACGUAAAUGUAUUCUGCAUGUUCUCCCCUAUUCCCAGGUCAUGCUGCUCUAGAAUGUGAGUCAGAAGCUAGAGUCACAUAGGAAUGCAUACCUCUGAGCACCUCAUCACUAGAUAUCUUGUGGCUGGGUAGGAGAGCUGCCUCCAUUGAAAAGUAGUGUGUUUCAUUUUAUGUUUUACUACACAUGUGAAAUACUUUGCAAAUUUAGAAAAGGUGUUCCAUAACAGUACUACAUUUUUAUUUCAGACAAGUCAUUGCUGCAUAUAAUAUUUGAACAAAUUUAAAUGUGACAUUAUUAAAUGUGUAGUGAUAACAUGGAAAUGGUGUCUGCUGUAAUGGUUUCACACAUGUAAGUCAUCACAUGGUGUUUUUGCUACUGAGUAAUGAACAUGAAUGUUUGAAUUCACCCAUUCCUGUAUAAUAGGAAAAUAGUCUCCCAAAUUCUCUUGUCUCUUUACUUAACAUUCAGUUCUAUCAACCACAGACUGUUAUUCCCUUAAGGUGGAAAGGAAGAGGAUAUGGAAAGUACAGCAGCCAACUUCCUAAACCUGAUUGACACAAUUUGCUGUUCAUAUCAGAGAAUUAAGUGCAUCAGAUUUGUAUCAGAACAAUAUAUAAAUCUUGCCCCAACACUUGCCAUCUUCUUUCCACACCGUUUGAGAACCACUGCAAUAGAGGGAUAGAGAAAGUGGAGUCCUGCAAGGAUUGAUAUUGAAACUUGUGUUUUUAAACUUGUUCAUAACUGAUCUAGAGUCAAGGGUGACUAGUGAAGUAGCCACGUUUUGCAAAUGAUACCAAAUUUAUCUCAAUGAAGUUGUUGACCCAGUGUGUAGCAGAUGUAGAAAAAGUCAUAUUCCAUGCCUGGGAUCAUUAGAGAAAGGAUUGAAAACUUGAACUGCUAAUAGCAUAAUUUCAUUAUACAAAUCUAUGGUGUGACUACACUUUGAAUACUGUGUACAGUUCUGGUCAGCUCACCUCAUAAAGGAUACUGUAGAGCUGGAAAAGCUACCAGAAAGGGAGGCCAAAAUGAUUGAGAUGGAGCAACACCUGUGUGAGGAAAGGUUACAGCAGGCUUCCUGAACCUCAGCCCUCCAGAUGUUUUUGGCCUACAACUCCCAUGAUCCCUAGCUAGCAGGACCAGUGGUCAGGGAUGAUGGGAAUUGUCUCAAAACAUCUGGAGGGCUGAGGUUGAGGCAGCCUGGGUUACAGUAUCUGGGGCUUUUUAUUUAGAGAAAAGGAGAAUAAGAGGGGACAUGAUAGAAGUGUGUAAAAUUAUGCGUGGUUUGGAGAAGGUGGAGAACGUUUUAUUCCCUCUCUCAUAAUACCAGAACUCAGGGACACCAGUGAAGCUGAAUGUUAGAAGAUUCAGAUUUGUGAAGGAUAAGACACUAGCCACAGUGUCUGUGUUCUGCUUCCACUGUUGGAAGCAGUACACAGACACUAUGGCCAGUAGUCUUAUCCUUCACAAAUCUGAAUUACUGUUGGAAGCAGUAAGCCUGUGGAUGCCAGCUGCUGCGAAUCAGAAGUGGGGCAAAUGCUGCUGUACUCAGUCAGAUCCUGCUUGCAAUUCAAUGAAUUCAAUGGGUCUUGUGUCAAUCUAUGUUGUGUUCUGGUCUGAUGCUGGAACCCACAGUGAAAGUACCGAUACAGGAGGCAAAACUGGUCAAAGGAUCUGAGUGAGCAACUUCUUCCAAUGAAAGUUGGAGAUGCCACAGUCUCCAGACUACCACCUCCAGGUUCUACCCCUCUAAAAGAACUUCAGAGCCUUAAAGGGCCAAUCCUCGGGCCUAAAGACCAGCACUACUCUUUCGUUUCCUAGCUUCCUUCCGGUGCAUUCCCAGCGCUGCCAGACUGGCAGUGUGCAGUAGGAGGUUCUUCAAGGGAAGAUGCCCAUGAUGCUCCUGUGGGCUUGGUGGUCUGGGAGGUUUCUCUGGGAACUGCCUCAGGUACAAUGAAAUUCCAUAGUCAGCUCUGAGCCCCAAUUCAGACCCAGCCACUGGCAGAGGAAUGGGGGACCAGAGGGCGCAGACCGCCCCUGGCACCACUAUUCCAGUAGGGUGCCAUCGCAGUGGGCCCCCCGGACACAUGCUGUGCACCACCCCACCCCCCGCACGCCAGGUGCCAUGCCCCCACAGGCAGCAUGAUACAUCCCCAGAAUGUGCGCCACACCCAUAGCUGUCAAGCGUCCCUUAUUUGGAGGGACAGUCCCUUAUCCCAGCGCCAUGUCCCGCUGCUGUCCCUUAUUGAUGGAUGUCCCUUAAAUUUCCCGGGUUUCAAAGGAAGCAGCUCCUCUCCCUCCCUCCCUGCCGGCCAGGGAGGAGGGAGGCUCCAACUGUGUUGCUUGGCUGCCCGGCCCACCCCCCUCCGGCCUCCUCUCACCAGCCUCGGCCCUCGGGAACCCCUCCCUGCUGGGACUGGUGGGAGCCUCGGGCCCUUCCGCCACCAUCCUCCUCGCAGCCGCCGAACUGAGCGUCUCUGCCUGGGGCCUCCCCUCUGCCUGUCACCGCCGCUCCCGCUCCUGCUAGGCCAUACUGCGGCUGUGCCGCCGAAGGACCCAAAUGAGAUGGGCAGCCUGGCAUGGUCUAUGAAUUGAUGAGGAGCCUUGAGAGGAGAGCGAGGGCAACCAUAGAGAAAGCAGUUCAGAGAGAGGAGGAAGAGGAGAAGGUGGAGGCGCAGGAAGGUGUUCCAAGGGCUACAAGGGAAGGACCGCAAGCACUUCUCCCAUAGAUUUGUAGUGGUAGACUAGCAUAGAUGGUCUGAUCUGCGGGUUUACUUCGGGCACUAUUCCCACCCCGUCCUCCCGCCCCACCUGAUGGAAUUGAGAGCUGCAGAUGGAGCAUGAGAGAAAAUAUACAGAACUGCGGCAGCAGCUUCAUAGCUUGGACUUUGUUUUGCGCAAAAAGUGGUUGCUGCUUGUAGUUAUUUAAUUGAAGUGUUUCAUCGGCUGGUGUCUUGAGCAGCAACCUCUGGAAACGAAGGGCUAAAAACUGGCGCUGCUCUCCAAAAUUAUCUGGUUGACUAAAAUCCCUUAUUUCGGCUGCUGGUCCCUUAUUUUCAAGGCUGCUGGUCCCUUAUUUUCAAAUCUGUAAGUUGACAGCUAUGGCCACGCCCCUGAAUCAUGCCCCCCGGGGGGUGCCAGCCACACCCACACCUGCUCUCCGCCCCCAGUAACGGAGCAUGCAGCUUCGCCACUGGACCCAGCUCCCAAUCUGCUGCUCCUACAGCCUCCAACUCUGUGUCUGUAUCACUACUGAAUUCAGGGAUCAUGACAGUCUGUGUGCUCUUAGAUGGGAGAGUGAAUAUACUGAAGAUAAGACCCAUUAAGUUUAUGAAACUGAAGUACAUUGUAGAGCAAAAUCUCACCACAACAGUGAGAGUUCCUAAGAUGUAAUAGGAAAAGUCUUGAAGAAUUGCAAGGAAUAGAAAAAAUGCAAAGGUAGGAGCAUCUGAAUCUGAUUUAGAAGGUUUUUUUAACAAAACAAAACAAAACAAAGCAACUUGUAAAACCAUGUGUGAAUUUCAGACUGGGUAAAAAUAAAAUAAACCCACAUUACAUACCUACUUCAGAUCAGGAAAUGCUACUAUCAUGGCGACAGACUGUCUUUAUUGCCACCUAGGCAAGGAAAUUGCAAGGGUAGGCAAGCAAAAAACGCUUCUAAUGUUUGAUGCUGGCCAAAGUGAGCAUCCAUUAUAUAUGAUGCCACCAGAUCUGACAUCUUUCAUUUGUAGAAUACAAAUUAAGAAACUCAAAACAACUUUCUUUGGUAACACAGUAAACAUGAAGGCUGAAAUUUCAAAAUUAGUGGAGAAUUAUUUUGGCUUCCUUGGAGACUGCAUCUGUAAACAAUCAGGCAGAAGCUUUUCCAUAAAACAACACAGAAUAAUCUCAAAGAGCAUUUAAAGUCUGCAGCAUUUAAACAAGAUUUUUAACCUAUAGGGAAGCCAAAGUCAACACAAUACUUCCUGCACAUAAAAGCUUGGAAUGUCAUAGCCAUGUGGGGGCAAUAAAUGGCUAAUAUAUUUGCAUCCUUUAAAGGAAAAAAGAAAAUCUGGUCAGUGUUGAUAUGAAUAUUGGCAGAAAAGAAAGAAUAAUGUGAUUUAUGAAGGGCUGACUGGAGAUAUUGGCAAUUGUGGUACAAAAACAAGCCAUGUGAGAUAAUUCUGAAUUCCCAAAGAUCAAAAGCUGAUUUGAUCCAGAGAUCAAAUUCUAUAAAACUAACUAGAAAAAACUACUACUAACUCUAUUUUAUAAUAGGUCAGAGCAAGAGGACAGAAGUAUAUAAUGUGGGAUGGUCUACCUAAUACUUCAAAGCCCCGCCCAGAGGGGCUGGGGAAACCCAGCCAGAUGGGUGGGGUAUAAAUAAUAAAAAUAUUAUUAUCAUUAUCAUCAUCAUUAUUAUUAAAAUUAAGAGCUGUCACUCAAGAUCCUAGACUCAUUUAUCAUGAUCCAGUUCUGGGUAGAGGCAUCUGAAUGUGCACACAUGGCUGAUAAAGCUAUCUCACUUAAAAAAAUUAGUAUCUGUAUGCUUUCUUUUAUAUGCUCAUAUAUGCCCUUUCCAUUAAAGGCAGAUAACCCACAAAAUCUGAAUGCACAUUUGCACUCCAAUCUCUGCUUUGGGGUAAUUACAUGAAAGUCAGGAUAAGAGUUCUAUACAGUGGUACCUCGGGUUACAUACGCUUCAGGUUACAGACUCCGCUAACCCAGAAAUAUUACCUCGGGUUAAGAACUUUGCUUCAGGAUAAGAACAGAAAUUGUGCUCCGGCGACGCAGCAGCAGUGGGAGGCCCCAUUAGCUAAAGUGGUGCUUCAGGUUAAGGACAGUUUCAGGUUAAGAACGGACCUCCGGAACGAAUUAAGUACUUAACCCGAGGUACCACUGUACUAUACACCUACCUAUUCCUAACUCACUAAUUUUAGUGAAUCUUAGGUUUGGCUGCACCUUCUGUGCAUGCAGAAGGUCCCAGGUUUAAUCACCAGGUAGGACUGGGAGAGGAGCCUGUCUAAAACCCCAGAGCACUGCUGCCAGUCAGUGUAGACAAUAUUGAGCUAGAUGGACCAUUGGUCUGAUUCGGUAUAAGGCCGCUUCCUAUGCAGAUGUAAUGUUUUAUAAAUGGAACUCACAACAUGAAACAUAAAUUCCACAAUGGAAAGGGUGUGUCUUAGCAGCCUCAGAGGGACAAUUUUCAUCAGGACUGCAAUGAGGUGGGGGGAGCAUUAACCUCUGCCUUCCCAUGCUCUGUGGUUCUGAUCCUGGGAUGUUUCACUCCCUGCUUCUUCUUUCUCUAAAAAAGGCAUGUGAAAUAUGAUCAUGGGUUGGCUGUUAAUCUCAGCUAAAGAAUGUUCUAUGAUUGCAUUAUGUUUUACUCUGAGCUUACCAGUUAUACAAACAAGUAAUGGAUUCUUCACCCGUUAAGUCUUUGCUUUAAAAAGUAAUGUUAUAAAUUCAUUUGGGCCUAUCUUUAUAUAAUAGAAGUAAUCCUGUAGCAAUGGUAUCUUAUGUACUCACAUUUAUUUCAAACUUUUGAUUUCCUUCCUUUUAGAUAUCCUCCUAGUCAUUCACAUAGGGUUACUUCCACUUUAUUGGAGGCACCCUUGCUAGCAAUACAUAGGCUUUUACCCAGACACCUUUACUUAAGCCAAGACAUUCUUUCAGAUUUCUAGCUGGUUCAUACUCCACCCCACCCCCCAAAACUUGAAAUAUGCCAUUUUUCUUGCAUGUGUAUAUGUUGACUAAAAUGAAUUUUUUUUUAAUGAACCUACUUGCAAAUCAAUACCAUAUGUGUGAGAAUGUGUGCCUUGGUUCUAUUUCUUCUUUGCAAAUAGUGAAAGUGAUUUAAAGAAUAGGACUGUCAAGUCUUCUGAUGCUGGAAUGUACUUGAAUGUACAUUGGAAUGCACUAUCCCUUAUAGACAUAUAUUUGGCAAGCAAGCAGGCUAUUAUACUUUAAAUGCACUUAUUUAAUAAGUACAUUCAUUCUGAAAGUAUAAAUAAUUUUGCAAAAACCUUGCUAGGGGAAAGAGAAGGAGCACAUUCACCAACAUCAAUUAAAUAUCCUGCUAAUUUUCUUCCCUCUUUCAUAAACUCCAGUCUGGAGUAAUAAAUUGGCUUAUUUCCCACAAAAGGCAAAUUGUGUCUCUUCUCUUUCCAGGUCAUCCACUAUUACUAAUGGGUUAUAGUAUGAAAACUUCACGCUAAUGGUAUGGCCCAACAAUCCUGAAACUCUUUCUAAUUUUCUCAGUGGGCUGAAAGAUUUGUUUUGACAUUCUGUUUCCGAUAAUAUGUUCAGAAAUGAAUUACAGCUUUUAAAAACUGUAUUUUUAAUACCGUUUUUUAAAAAACCUUUUAUUACUAUUUGUACCUACAAAGGUUCCUGGGGAGCCAUACUGCUUCACUCACAAUGGCUAUGUACAGUGCUUUUUUCAGGGGGGACUCGGGGGUACGCAUAGCCCGAAACACUUUGUGAAUUUAAGUUUGGCCUCAUUGAGAGGCAGUAUUUCAAUAUGAGUAGGAAAAUGAGAGUACCCCUAAACCUUUUUUUAAAAAAAAAGAAAAAGAAAAAAAGCACUGGUUGUAUAUCUCCAAGUUUCCUGCUACAAUCUAUUCAUUCCAGAAAUGUUUCUGGGGCAGUGAGGAGGUGUCCUGCUUUUUUGUGCUACGUAUAUUGAAAUAGUGCUGCUUUAGAUGGCAAUAAUGUGAUAACACUGGGGAUGUAUUGCAGAAGAAUUAAUAAAGUAGAAUGAUGUGUGGAUGGUUCAAUAUAAAUCCACUACGAAUGCACUAUUAUUGCAUCAGUGACAUGUUGCGGAAUAUACUGUGGGGGGCAGGAACCAUUCUGGAGGGGGCCAUUGUCUUACCACUAGGAAACUGUCUCCUUGGUCAUGAUUCCUCAUACCUCAUUUGGUGGGGGCACUUGGAGUGGAGUCUUUGACAAUGAACUCAGGGUUCAGGUAGGCUGAUAUGAAGGUGCAACGGUACUAAACUGUAAGUUUAAGUAAUGAAAAUUACUUAAAAUAGAAAGAGGCCUCAGUUUCUCUGGGCUAUGGCCAAGUAAGUCCUACUCAGAUUAGACCCAUUGAAAUUAAUGGAUCUAAGGUACGCUUGAAAAAAAUGGGUCUAUUCUGAGUAGGACAAACAUUGGAUACAACUCUCUGCAUCCAAAAUAUUUAUUGUGGCAUAUAAAUAUUUGUAUAUAUAUAUUUGCUCUAUUUCAAUUAUUUUGGUAGUUUAUAGAGAUGAAGAUACCUUAGUUGUGAAGCAUCAUAACAGAAUGCUCGUUUUUCAUAAUCAUUUUUAAUUAUUUGGAUCCAAACUAAAUUGGCUGAAAUUAGUGGAGUUAGUCAAGACAGGUCCUAUUGAUUUCACUGGGAACUAAGAUCAAUUAAAUUGGUCUAGAUCCAACCUGGUGUCUGUUACUUUGUUGAUUUGCUAUGUGAGUAAUGGAAUAGUAAAUCAGCCUGGCAGAUAUAUAAUAUAGACAUUAUGGAAUUCAAUAAUAAUAAUAAUAAUAAUAAUAAUAAUUUAUUAUUUAUACCCCGCCCAUCUGGCUGAGUCUGCCCAGCCACUCUGGGCGGCUUCCAAUCAAGUGUUAAAAACAAUACAGCAUCAAAUAUUAAAAACCUCCCUGAACAGGGCUGCCUUCAGAUGUCUUUUAAAGAGAAGAUAGCUGCUUAUUUCCUUCACAUCUGAAGGGAGGGCGUUCCACAGGGCAGGCGCCACUACCGAGAAGGCCCUCUGUCUGGUUCCCUGUAACCUCACUUUUCGCAAUGAAGGAACCACCAGAAGGCCCUCGGCGCUGGAUCUCAGUGUCUGGGCUGAACGAUGGGGGUGGAGACGCUCCUUCAGGAGUCCACCCUGUUUUUUGUAGUUUAACUAGGUGGGUGGUAUCUCUGAAAGUAUUGUUAUAAGUUGUGGGUGGUGAAUGCUUAUAGCAAGAAACAUAGCAUUUUCCUCCUUGUAUUUCAUUUGGCAAUCUAAUGCCCACUUUUGGAGAAGCAAGUGUCACUGGGCUCAGUAGGAUGAACUUUAUUCCAAAGUGCAUAGAUACACAGAUUUAGAUUGUUAGAGUAAGGGUGAUUUCACUUUAUUUCUUGGAUUUUGUUUCUUUUAAUGCUGGAUACAGAACAGUAGACAAAGGCACCCCACAUAUUUACUAUCAUGAGGAUUAAAUAACCAAGGCUAAACAAAACUUUGGCUUUUCCAUAUUUAGUGUAACGGUGAGCUGUGGCUCCAAACCUUUUCCUCUCUGAGUAUAGCUUCUUAAGAAAAACAAAUAUGACUAUGGGAAGAGUUCUUAGUAUAAGAACUUCCAUAUGAGACCACUUUUUAAGUAUACCAGUUUUUAUACCUGAACUUGAUCUUUAAAUAAAAAAAUUAAAAUGCCAUAAAAUGAGUGAUGGGUGAGAUUUAGUUCUACAAAAUGUUUUGCUUUUUUUAAGUUAAACGCAAAAGCAGUAAAUGUUGUGUUGGCUUUAGAGAAAAGAACAGCAUGUGUGCACAUUCAAAAUGUGAAGAAGAUGCUGGCAGACAAGACACCCUCUUGGAGCCUUAAAUUGUCCUGUUUAUUGGUUUAUCCCUGUACAAGCUGAAGACCCUGGAAACAUAAAAGAGACAGACAUUCUCAGUAAAGUGGACCAAAAGCACAACCAAAAAGACAAACCUAGGGGGGGAAAUGUGUUUGAACAACUGACAAAUCUCCCCGUUUCAUCACUUGUAUAAUUUAAUUCAAAAUAAGUAAUCAAGAUUACAACCUGCCUCACAUGUAGUAACAGAUACAGGCAAAAUGUUUAAUAGCUUGUUUAGUGAAUUGUCUGUUGCAUAUAUCUGCCUUCAUAUAUAUUUGCAUACGUUCAUACUAACAGAUUCACAAAUGUUUUGUGAGGUUUCUAGAAAAUUGAUAUAAAUGUAAAGAAUUGUUUGAUGGUGACCAGUGCAGAGAUUAGGUCAACAGUUCAGAUUGUUAUUUUCACUUCUCUGUGAAAACGUCUUACCAUAUUUAGAACACUGUCCCCUUUCCAAUUAGAUACUUCCAGCUCUUUUCCUAUUAGUCCAUUUGGAUACCUUCAAAGCCUUUAUUUUAUUUGGCCAGUAAAAUUGGAUAGUGGUUUCCAUUGAGAGUAGCACAGUUCUGAAAUAAUCAUUUUCUGCUUCAGUGUUGGUAGGAAUGGACCAAUCAUGUUUAUACCUCAUAUUUUCUCCCUCUUGUCAGGGCUAGUUUGCCUGCACUAUAUUGCAAAGUAUUUAGCAUUUUUCACCAUGCACCACCACCCCUUUCAUGCCAGAUAACUGACAUUUAUUUGGCAAGCGCUUUACCUUCAAACCUCAGCCCAGAGUCAAAUUUUCUUUUGCAUUGGGUCUGCUCCAGUUCAGGUUUGAUUUAGUUAAUAAUUCUUGGGAAAUGUGUGAUUCCAAAUAUCAUAUAUGUUGCAGAAAGGGCUGACUACUGCCAGAAGAAGCUACAUCACUGUCUCUUCAGAUCUAUGACUUCAGAUCUAUGACUUUACUGGAGUUGCAUAGGUAGACCUUCUGAUUCUAAUGCAGUUGUGAACUUGCAUUUCACCUGGUCUCUGGAAUGGUUUUCAACAUAAAAUGGAACAUAAAAUGUGUAGAUGACUUCUACACUUUUUUUUUUACCAUGGAAAAUGAACAGGCUAGAAAAUGAAGUGCAAGCACCCAGUCACCCAUCAACUUUAUUUUCCUUUUCCUAGAAUGCCUCUGGGCACCAUGUGGGGGUUCUUUACUAGCUUUUCGGUCGGUUGGUUGGUUGGUUGGUUGGUUUGGGACUGUUUUGUCUGGGUUUGUUUGAGGGGUAUCUCUGUGUGUUUGAUUUGUAUUCGGCUAGUAGUAGUGGUGGUGGUUGUCGGAGCUUCCUUAGGACCGAGCUGUAAUGGCUCUCCUCCUCCGUCGUAUCUUCGGAAUCCAUUGGCCCGUUGCUCCGACGGUGAUUAACCACCUAAGCCUUUAAUGAGGUUUCAGGCACACUCCCAUUAUGCAGAGUACCCAAACAGCAGCAGAAGAGCGAGAAAUGUGUGCUACAUUGCUACGUUUAUUUCUAACUACGCAGGACAGAAAAGAAUAUGCGUCUGCUCUCUGUGAGAGACAGAGAACAACAGGAAACAAAAGAAACAGGAAACCAGUAACUUCAACAUCCGUCUCCCGUCUCCCGUGAGACUUCCAACAGUCUGGAAUGUCAACAGAGUCUUGUGACUCCAAAAACUGCACAGUGGCAUAACAGAAAUCUAACAGUGGUGAUGGUAUUUACCCAUCCUUCACCCUAAGGUCCCCUGGCAGGUUACAACAAUAUAUGCAGCUGUUUCACCUGUUGUGUUUUGGAGGAAGGUUCUGGAGAUCACCUGUUGUUCUUCUGUGAACUCAGUAUUCUGUGAUGCCCACCACAGUUUCUUAGAUUUCCAAAUUUGCUGCUCUGUUCAAAAAGGUUGGGAGGUCCCUGAGCUACAAGAUGAAUCAAUAAUAUGUGUCAGAUCCUUCUGCAAAACAACCACCAUAAACUCAUUUCAAGUCCUAGAGUUGCCUUAAUAGCAAUUCAUUGAUCCACAUAAUUCAUUGCUUCAUUGGGCAAUGUGCUUUUCUAUUGUUGCCAUAAGCUUGUGCAUAAAGGUACUUCCAAAUAGGGUAUUAAUUUGCAAAUGGGUUGUUAGCAACAGAUGUUUUAAGUUUAGAUUUUCCCUGGAAAAGCUACAUCUGGAUUAAGUGGCGGAAAGCAAUACAGGGUGGCAUUUUGAUGUCAUCAAUGUGCACACAUGAGGAACACCAAUCUCACAGUAAACACCUGUCUGAAAGCACCCCACGACUAAACCGUAAAAGGAAUAUUAAUGAACUCUCCCUUUAUCCUCUUUAAAAAAAAAAAAAGCUCUUCUAAGAUGUAAACCAGAAAAUCCAGACAGCUCUCUGGUUUAGGCUUGUGAAUUAAAUCCAUCUCCUUUAGACAGCCACAUACAUGUGAAAUUGUAGUAUUUGAACUCCCCACUGGGUCCUGAAUUUCAAACAACCAUAAAUAAUUCAAACCUAAACUUAUAGUCAGCCCUUUUUGAGAUUCAGGAAUGUCACUGUUCAUAUAUUUAUGAAGUGCAAGAACUUUUGUUAUAAGGAAAUGGUGGAAAGGAGAUAUUUCUAAAUCAAAACUGUUUGUGCAGUAUUUAACAUUUUAGAAUGAAACAGUUCCAUGUGUUUAAGAUAUUUUGGCGUAUUGCUGCAAAAUAUAUCUAUACAGGCACACACAUGCUGCAGUUUCGUUGUAGCUAAGGAUUGAAUCAGACACAAUGCUGAUGAUCCAUAAUUAGAAUCUCCUGGAGGUUUUCAGUAUUUAAAGCAACAAAGUGGGGGAGGGGGAGAAUCAAAUUAAGGCUGUUGUGCUGGUACAGAGCGAUUAACCCUUCCUUCCCACUUGGGGUUAAUCCACAUUUCCACUUGCCCUGCCUCUUGCCCCUAGGAAAAACCCACUGGCUACUACUGAUUGGAGCAAAUGUCAAUCAGGUGUUCUCCAGAUUGACAUUUGCUCUGAUUUUGCACUAAGAAGCAAGUAAAACCUCUUGGACCCAUGCUUUCUAGGGAUAAGCAGAAGGAUGAAUAAGCCCACAAUAUUUCCAACUGAAAUUCCCCCUAUCCCCAGCGAAUAUUUGUCCCACAGAAAUACUGUACAUUAUUCCUCACUCACACUGUUUCUGCGUGUGGAUUUCAAUCAAAAAAGUAUUGAGGGGGAAAGGGUUGAAAUCCCCCUCACCAGGAUCACAGUCUUAAACCUGUUCACACACACACACACAGAGAGAGAGAGAGAGAGAGAGAGAGAGAGAGAGAGAGUCUGUUACUGCUUUAAGCUUUAAAAAGUGAUAGAUUGUAUCACAGGUUUCAUGCCAUCUUGUCUAGUUGAGCUCUGAGCCAUGAAUCAGAAAGUGCCCUGAUUGUUAAAAAAGAAAAAUGAAGUAUAAGCUGGCAUUUUGGUGAUGGUAAUAUGUGGUGGUGGUGGUGGGGAGCCUCUUCAAAAAUUGCACAUGUGUGCAUGAGUAGUGUUUAUUCUACAGUAAACUGGAAAUACUGUGCAUUUAUAUGAACAUGGCUACUUUUCUCAACCAGUGACAUGAUUUGAAAUAUUGCUACAAAAGGAAGGCUAGUACAGUAAAGUGGGGCCCCAAAAACAGAGUAAAUGUUAGUCAAACAAUUUCCUGUCAGUUUUCUAAUCAUACUAUCCAGAUUUCAGUAAGGUUUUCUUUUUCUAAUAGUUGGUAAAAACAAUAGCUACCUGGUUUGAAGUUCUAAAACAGAAAUGGGGAGCCCUCAGCCCUACUGAUGUUAGGAACAUGCAAAGUUGCCUUACACUGAGUCAGACCAUUGGUCCAUCUAGCUUUGGCAGGCAGCAGCUCUUCUAUCCCCAUCAACCCUAGCCAGCAUGGGAGUGUGGAAGUUGUACUCCACCAACAUCUGCAGAGCCACAGGUUCCCCACCCCAGUUGUAAAAGCUCAAGGGGAAAGCGUGGUGACGGUGUGUGAUAUUAAAACAGACACAGUACCUGCCAUUUAUGCUUUGUAAUAGCUAUAAAUAGUCAAUCCCCAAACUACAUCAUCAUGAUCCCUCCCAACAUGUCAAGAGAGUGUUUGGCUGUAUUUCCCUGAGAAAAUGCAUUUAACAGAUGAAAAGAAUCUGUAUGCUCAAUAUUUGAAGUGGGACCAGAUCCCAUUCCUUAGCAAAGCCAUAUGGCUGUAAUGUAGCCAAAACAAAAUAUCCAUCUUUAAGCCAUAUUUUGUUUCCAUAGAAUCUAGUGGGAAACCUUCCAGGGAUUUCCAAAGCAAGCAAGCACAAGCUCUAAUUUUUGUCAAUAAAGGUGUCAUAUUCAGGUUUUAGAGCAUACUUAAUUAUCAUUCUUAUUUAUAUAAUUCUCAAAUUGUUUCUCUUAUACGGGAGCUUUUACAGAGCAGGUUCGCAUGUAAUAGAAGCCAAACCAUGGCUCAGCAUGAAUGUGUGAGGGGUCUUGGACAACAUAUUGUUGCCACGAUAAUCCUUGCCCAGUCCUCCUGCUACUGUGUUGCUGUGAGCUACCCUACGGAUUGACUUAGUGUGUUGUCCAAAGCCAGGCUCAUGGUUUGUCUCCUGCAGUCAAACCACAAAUUGUAAACACAAGAACACAUCUUUGUCCUGCAGCAGAGUCCUGAUGAACCCCUUCUCUUCACUUUGCUUCAACCUGAAACUGCUGUUUCCUCCAGUACAGAUGCUACCAUUUUUUCAGCUGCUGCAUAUUUGUUACUAAGCAACACCAUCUAUUCAUAUCUGGACAACACAGAUCAGCCUAACACCUGACUGCAACUAUGGUCACACCCACAGUUAAAGUACAUUAGAAGCACAUGGCUUUCACGAAAGUAUUCUGGGAACUGUAGUAGAAGACUUGUGUUUCUAAUGCAUUGUGUAGAUGUGACCAAAUGGCGAAAACUACACUGUGAAGAUGAGGCCAGCCACAAUGUCAUGUGUAUAAAACACAGAUAUACAUGCAUGCACAAUGCAAAAAAUAAUAAAAAAUGGGGAGAAUGCAGCAUAUUCACAAUGAAUAGCCUUAGGGGCUGGAUAUACAAAAUAAAUAAAGUAUGACUGGAGACAGAGAACAUAGAACAGACGUCUAGCACAUGGCAAAGGACGGAAAUAUAUAGUAGAAAUCCACUGAGAGACAUCUGUGAAUGCUGGAUCAAGAACAGCAGAGACUCCUGCAUGAUUUCAGUGUGAGUCUGGCCCAGUUGUCAGGGGCAAAACAGGAAACCACAUAUCAUGUGGUUUAGAAUGUCUGGAGACAGGGACAUAUAGACAGUGUUUGCUACAGUACCCAAGCCCAGUCGAAGAUGGGAAGGUUGUUAUUUCUGCAGAAAGUUCAGAGAGCCUCAUGCCCAAGCUCUUGGACACCAAUGACAGGGAACUUUCUGAGGAGGCAGUGGUGGGCAUGAACAUUUCUCACGCCUCUUCCUUUUGAAGAAGGGGGGGACAAGGCCUAUCCUGUGGGGCCAUAGAAGGAUCACAUCCACCAUCUGAAUCUGCAGGAGUCACUGACUGGCCACUCACAUGGUAUAUGAUAAGCCAUGGAGAGUUUGGAUCCAGAAAAGGUGCAAGAGUCAUGGUAUGAGAGGGGAGGGCUGAAGAGCCCCAAAUCUCCUAGAGCCAGAUUCAGCUCUAAAAGGGUUAAAUUAUACAGUGAAGUAUAUUCAUGCAGACUGUAUUUAAAGCAGUCUUUUGGAAUGUUAGGAAUGUAUUGUGCUUAUGUGAGGUUUUAACCUUCCUGCAAAGAAGCAAAAAUGCUGGGGGUCCUGGAACGACAAAACACAGAGAAGAAGCAGAUGUUGGUAGCAUAAAUUGCAUUGUAUCCUUCCAUGCUAUUGUGAAAGAGAAUACUUACCUCCAUUUUCAAAAUUCUGUAAUGAUCCAAGUUUUUGCUGUAGAAGCAUAUACUGGUAAUCACAGUAUUGUUUGCUUAAUUUGAAUCAGUAUUUGAAUUUUAACCCUCCUCACUGUGUUUUUGUUUGCUUGCUUGCUUUGCCCUCUUAGCGUUGCUUAGCCACAAUGCUAGAAUCAAAAACACAACUGGCAGAAUUUCCCUGUCCGGGGAUUCCCUGUUUACGAAUUCACCUUCCAUCCACAGUCCCACCCAUAUCUGAAGUUCUGAAUGGUGUUAGUUGAGUGGGAAAGAGGAGUCAUCAGGUAUUAGCUGAUAGGAACUUGGUUUUAUUCAGAAAGAGUCCAAGUCCCAGGAUGAAUUGGUACUACAGCAUUGUUUAAAUACCAUCAUGUGAGAUGAAACAAAAGGUCCUGACUCUUAUGUUUAUACCUCUACUAUUUACCCCAACACAUAAAUUGUUACCAGACUCUUAAUGGCUUUAAAAACAAUGUGAAAGCACUUCAUACAAAAAGGCAUUUCACAGUUCCGCAGUGCUGUAUAUAGAAGGCACUGGCGUAUAGUAUACUAUAAACAGCAGGCUAACAAAUCACAACUGUAGUUUGCCUUUUGUUUCUUUUGCAACCUUUUCGCAAACUCUUAAGAGCCAUUGCAAGCAAACAAUCAAAGCCACAGGAAUGGAGACAGUUGGGGAGAAGCAUAAACUGAUGUGGUUACUUCUUAACUCAGAGGCAUGGUGGCUUGCAUUCUCUGGGUAAGUAAAACUUGUGUCAGCCUUUUCAUUAUAAGCAGUAAUUUCUGAGUUACGGUACUUGCUUUACAGACUCUGUGGCAUAUUCACAGAAAGCAAUACCUGUUCCAAGAGAAGCUAGACUUCUGCAGUCAGUCUUGCAAACCACUUUCCUAGUUGAAAGAACCAGUGGCUGCUUCACUAAUCAAUCUACUUGCUUUAUCUCAACAAGCCAUUGCAGAACAAUUCUGGAAUGCACCUGCAAAAUGAUUUCAAAUGGUCCAGCAUGGACUGCUUAAAAACUAGAAAUAUACAAUGGUUCUCACCAGUUCUUUAAAUAUGGCAAGAAGCAACUUGUUUAAAAGCUAAAAAAGAAAAGGCUGGUAUCUUCCCAGCACAGCCUGACCUUUGUCAUACUAAGGGCCAAACAUGGCAAUAUACCAUAUGCAUGAAUCACUUUUAAAUUAAAUAGUAGCCAUGGGAAACUUGAUCCAGAUCAGGACCUGGGGUAUAGGGAGCUUUAAUCCUUUAUUUCCACUCCUGCUGUGGUCUUGCCUAGAUUGGUGUCCCCAUACUUUCUAUUUGCAUUGGAAGUAAAUUCCCCCAUUUGUGCUAAUGGAAGCUUUAGUGGCAAUGAAAAUAAGAGUUUAAGGGGGGUCUGUAUUGCGAUCAUAUGGGGAGGGGGAGAGUUACAGUGGCCUAACUUCCCACAAAUUGAAUUGGAUCCUAUUUAGAACCCUCCUACACUGGCUAUUUAUGUUUAGGUUGCUUGCUGAGGCUGAUGGGUGUUGUAGUUUAGCAACCUAUUGAGGGCCAAAGGUUCCCCACAGCUGAUGCUGAUCCUGAUUCUGCUGCAGCUUAAUUUGUAGCUCUGUAGCUAUACUUGAUUGGAAACCACAGGCCCUGCCCAAGUUCUCCAUGUCUAGGUCUAUAUAGGAAUACACAUAAUACAGAACAUUUAUAAAGGAACAGAUGCAUCACAGAAUGAAUACUAGCUUAUUUAAUAGGUUGCGUUCUGUUUUCAAAAUGGCAUUUUCUAGUGAUGAAACAGCUGUUUUAAAGUUGGAAUGUGCCUGAUGUACAUGGACUAGGCCAAAAGCACUGCAUUAACUAAACAUACUCUUCGGUAUUAAAGUGGUAGCAAAAGAGGAGGAAUUCAGGCAUAUUUGUAUUAAGCUUUUGACUCAUCUUUAUUGAAUGCUUUCUUUUUGCACUUAUGGAGUCUUCCAUAUUGUGUUAAAGGGGGGUUCACAGAUGUUCCCUAGUGACAUGAAAUGAGACUGUGUGUAGCACAUGUGAUUAAACAUGUCAGCUGCAGAUAUUUCUACAUGGAGACACAGAAAGUCUCUGAUAAUCAGAUGGUUUCCAUCUGGUAAUAGUGAUUUUUAAAAAAAAUACUUUUCAGCAGCAAAUCAAAUCAAUUCUGCUAUCUGCCCUUGUUGAUAGACCCAACUGAAUGCCAUACUGACUUAUUUUAGGUGUUUCUCUUUGUCACUUGCAAGUAGAGUUGAUAAACUGCUGGACUGGUCCACUUUUAACUCAGUUUUUGCACUAGGUUCUUUAUCUGGGAUUGCCGUGAUGCAUUCACAUCGUUUCUACAGAGAAUCUUUGGUCCUAAAAAUUAAUUACAGCAUUAAUCUGUCCAGCAUGGACUCACAAAACAUUGUUUUGGGGUUUCAGAGCUACUGUUUUUUUAAUGAAUAGCUCCUCCUUACUCUUUUCUUAAACAUCCUUCUCCCUCUGUGCUUAGUUGUUUCCUUCUGUUUUCUCACAUUUCCGAAUCAGUCCAUAGUCAACUCCUGUUUUAUAGAUCAGUGGUAGAGCACCCACUUCGCAUGCAAAAGGUCUCAGGUUCAAUCUCUGGCCUUUCCAGAUAGGGCUGAGAAAGACCCCUUUGUAAAACCCUGGAGAGCUGCUGCCACUCAACAACAACAGUACCUAGCCAGAUAGUCUGACUCCCUAUGUUCCUGUGUGGAAGGGGGGACCUUUCCUCCUCUUUGCAGCCAGAACAAUUGUUCGUAAUUUUUAAAUUAUUAUUUCUUUUUUAAAAAAAAGAUAUUUAUUAAGAUUUUCAAAAUGUUACAAAACAAAAACAAAAAAAGAAAAAUAUACAAAAAUAAAAAUUGCUAAGAACAACUCAAUCUUUCCAUUACUUAUUUUUCAUUAGCUUAUUUCCCGGACCUCCUCACGCCUCCCUUUUUUGUAUUCCAGUUCAGUUUGUUGGUUCAGCAAAUCCUUACCCUCUUUGUUUAUCCUAAUCCCUAAUCUUAAAAUAUUGUAACGUUAAAUUUUUACCUAUUAAUAAUCUAUUUUUCAUAUUCCCUUAUAGUAUUACAGCUGAAAACCACUUAAUUUCUAUCCAACAUCAUUCUAACAUUCAUUAAUUUUACAAUAUUUCUGUAGAUAGUCCUUAAAUUUCUUCCAAUCUUCUUCCACCGACUCUUCUCCCUGGUCUCGGAUUCUGCCAGUCAUUUCCGCCAAUUCCAUAUAGCCCAUAAAUUAUUAUUUCUUACAUUUGACAGCACAAUUGCACCAAUAAAAAUGAAGUUUAAAAAUUCCCAUUUCCUCCGACUGCCAAUUCAAGAAUUUUAGACCACACAAGCAAACAGGAAGAAACUACCAGUAAUUACAGUGGUAGAAGCCACUUUAAAAGGGGGGGAGGAGGAGGAGGAGAAGGAAACUACUAAUUGAAGAAACAGUUGCAGGAAGAAGCAGAGCAUUUGCUAUGACUUACUUCUGAGGAAGGAGGGACGCUGGUGGCGCUGUGGGUUAAACCACAGAGCCUAGGACUUGCUGAUCAGAAGGUCGGCGGUUCGAAUCCCCGCGACGGGGUGAGCUCCCGUUGCUCGGUCCCUGCUCUUGCCAACCUAGCUGUUCAAAAGCACGUCAAAGUGCAAGUAGAUAAAUAGGUACCGCUCUGGCAGGAAAGUAAAUGGUGUUUCCGUGCGCUGCUCUGGUUCGCCAGAAGCGGCUUAGUCAUGCUGGCCACAUGACUCAGAAGCUGUACGCCGGCUCCCUCGGCCAGUAAAGUGAGCUGAGCGCCACAACCCCAGAGUCGGUCACGACUGGACCUAAUGGUCAGGGGUCCCUUUACCCUUUACCUUUUUACUUCUGAGUAAACGUAGUAGGAUUCCUCAUAGAAUGGAAUUGCCAGAUUUGAAAUGGGGAAUUUCAUUUUAUAUCAAGUUCUGAGUAAAACCAGCAUUUUAAUGCCAGUUUCGGCUGAUAGUGGAAAAGCAAUAUUGCAGAAGUUCCAAAGGACCCUAGUGUGGACGCAGCCUAAGAUUCUUUAAUUUUAUAAAUGACAAUCUGCUUGUUUGACAACUCUUGAUCUAGGAGUUCUUGGCUAUGGAGUUCAUUGCACAUAUGUUCCCAACUUGCUCAUCGACCACCACAGAUUCACCUAAACAUAUAUGGUGAUAUGCAAGCUUGGGAUGUGCAACCCCAGUCAAACAAACAAAACACUGCAACAGGCUUGGUGACCAAAUGUGGCUCUCCAGACAUCUCUGUUUGGAUCCUGGGAUUUCCCCCAGUUCAUGUGCUCCCCAGGUCAUGCCCUGCACUGGCCCUGUUCCGUCCCCUUCUUGAGUGCUUUUGCCUGACUGGAAUAUGUCCUUGAAUUAUGAACAUGUUUGUCUGGACGGAGGAUAGAAUAAGUGUUAGAGAUACAUGGGUGUGAGUGUAGAGCCAGUGUGGUGUAGUGGUUAAGAGCGAUAGACUCGUAAUCUGGGGAACUGGGUUUGCGUCUCUGCUCCUCCACAUGCAGCUGCUGGGUGACCUUGGGCUAGUCACACUUCUCUGGAGUCUCUCAUCCCCACUCACCUCACAGAGUGUUUGUUGUGGGGGAGGAAGGGAAAGGAGAAUGUUAGACGCUUUGAGACUCCUUCGGGUAGUGAUAAAGCGGGAUAUCAAAUCCAAAGUCUUCUUCUAGAAACCUCUGACAUUGGUGCGGUUGGAAUGUAGCCUACUGUACAAAGGGAAGAAUCACAUCUGUUGCUCCACCUACUUCCUUCUCUGGCUCCACCCAGUCGUGGGACACAGCUCUUGAAAGGUCACUCGUCUAGCAUUUGGCCUGAAAGAUUCCCCACCCCCUUCCUUACAAGCUGGAAAGCACAUUAAUAUCACCUACCACAACAGCUUAUUUAGAACCAAAGACAAACGGUAUCUCCAUAACUUGGGAUUUAUGUUAAUGGAAAAACAAUUUUGGUGGGGACAGGGUUACGUAACGUCAUUGGGUUACAGCCAGAGUUUGUUCCCAUUGAAAACAAGUUGCAUAAAGUUAAGUCGUGACUCAUUUGUCCCUUUGAUUUCAACUAAUUAAGUCUGAAUCCCUCCAACCCAUUUUUCCUAUAUACAGUAGAUUGAUUAAAAAGGGAGAGCGAGACAGAAUUUAUCAAUAGGUAAAGUAACACCAGUGAUGAAAAUAAAUGUCUUUGUGUUACUUGUGAAGACUGAAAUAACAGGAUGACUAAUUUAACUUGGGGGGUGGGGGUGUAUGAUAACCAUAGUUUACUGGGGUCACAUAGUCUUAUCUCUUGUUAAAGAAGCAUCUUCUGCAAAGAGAGUGAGUAAUAGUCUACAAAUAGGUUUGAACUUUUCCAGUUAAUCAGUAGUGGGUCAAUUAUUUCCAGUAUGAGGAAUUUGAACUAAAUAAGUGAGCAUUUCUAAGGAGGGGAGGAGAGGGAGAGAGAGAGAAAGAAAGAAAAAGGAUGGGCAUUGUUGCUGAGAGUGGGUUUACACACACAAAUGUGGUUUGUAUUUGCAUUGAGUGGAUUCUCUGAUACAUACCUAAGUGUUUUGAUAUAGUGCUUGCACUGAAAGUAAGUGAGAUUGUUUGUCUGCUGGAUGAGAUGUCUAUUCUUGAUGAAAUUAUGGAUGUAACCAAGGGGGCUGUUUAUGUGAACACACACACAGAGAGAGAGACUUUUGGGACACCUGCCACUCCUGUACCCAAGAGAACUGUAAAAUAAUAAGACUGUGAAAGCAAACUGGCUUUUAAAAGCUUGGGAGACUAAAUGGAAAGCCGAGGGGUUGACUGACAGGCUUCCUGAGCUUCAUUUAGUGAUCCCUUCAUGAAUCUGUUUCAAGACAGAGGUACAGCUUUAUUGCACAGUUUGACACUCUAGAAUGGGCCAUCUUAGUUAAAAAGCUGCGAAGUGAUUAAAUCUGAUAGUGGGGGGAAACCCCUGAGACAAAAUUUUUGGCAGUUUUCUACUUCAUGUAGAGUGCUUCAGGUCAGAGAGGUCCUGUAAAUAGCCCAGUAAUGGCUGGUUCCUCAGCAGGCAUAAGCAUGUGCUUUGAGUUUGCAAAAUGAUUCAGGAGCAUGCUGUGAGAUAGCUACUGAUAACAAGCAGAUGUGAAGCGUUCUUUUCAAAGUGGGGGGACCUAAGAAAGGGGAACUACACUAGACGUUCGUUGAAUCUGAUUUUGGUAGGCAUGAUAUAAUUCCCAUUAUAACUGCUUUUGGCAUUAGUGUAAGCUUUAGGGACAAGGAGAGCAAAUUUGAAGGGGAAGAAUGUGUCCCUUUCCUGCAGAUAUACGAGACCAAAAAUUGCAUAGGCAUUUAAAUGGGUUCUUUAUUUAUGAUCUUAUCUCAAAAGAUUAUGAGAAACAGUUUUCCAGUGACCUAUAAAAGCUUUUCUUUCUGUUUUAUAAUAUAGUGAAGCAUUUUAGUAAUGAUCCAUACCCACUACCACUUUAAAACCAAAGGUAUGAAAAUCCACCCCUGUGCUUGGAUGUGUGUGUUUACUUUAAAAGGCUUGUGUGAUUUUACCAGAAGGAACCUUUCUAAAUAUGGCCUGUACUAACUCCCCCUAAAGCAAACAUCUCUGGUUUGCUGGCAAAAGGCUCUGGGUACUUCAUCCGUACCACAAUGAAGUUCCACAGUAUGCUGAUUCACAUGAUGGGAAAUGGAAAACCAGACUUCUUGGCACAUUAUAUAAAGAGUGAGUUGCUUUUUGGUGGCCUGACAGUACACUACGAAUGCACUGAACUCCAAGAAUGCACUGGUGGACAUGUAUGUUGUACGCCUGAACACAUUAAAAAUAAGAUAAUCAUAACCUUAUGGGCCCAUCGGCAAAAAUUCUAGCCACUGUCCAGGAAAGAGGAGCACCUGUGACUAAUUCACUCACACUCGAUUCUUUAAAAACCAUUUCAGGCAUGUGUCCCUCUCUGCCACUGCCGUUUGAUAAAUCAAAGUGGGGGGACAGGGACCAAAGCAGGUGCAAUGGCUUAGUUUGGGGCAAAUGUCAGAAGCCUGAUGUUGGAUGCUGCUGCCAGCUCUGGUUACGUUUGUACUUAAGAACACUCAGAUUGAAAAACUAACCACAUUCCAAAAUCUGAGACUUUUUUUUUUUUAAGCAGAGGUGAACUGCUGCUCAAAAUUGAUGCUACAUGCAAAGUGGAUAGUAUUUUUUCCCCUAAUUGCACAAUUACAUUAUAUAGUGAUUGCAUCCUUAUUGAAUUCACUGUUGCGGGCAUAGACAUUUUAUUUUCUCUGCCUUUCUGUUUGUUCCUCUAGCAAUGAACAAACUCAACUCUGGGGCUGUCUCAUGUGAUUAUUUAGCACCUGCAGCACUCCAGACAUUUAGCUUUGGAACCAAUUACCGUAUUUUUCGCUCCAUAAGACACACUUUUUCCCUCCUAAAAAGUAGGGGGAAAUGUGUGUGCGUCUUUUGGAGUGAAUGCAGGCAGGAGGCUCUGCUCAGCGCUCCCUUUAAAGAGCCGUGUGGAGCGUGUGUGCGGCUCUUGGGGGCUUUUCCACGAGCUGGGAGAAGGGAUUAACGGGCUGCCCUCUGUCCUUUCCCCCACUUCCCAGAAAAGCCAGCAAGAGCCGCUGCCAGGCUUUGCUCAGCACUCCCUUGUAAGGGCUCCCUUUCGUCCCUCAUCCCGCUUUGCUGGGAAGCCAGCAGAACAAGAGGCGCUGCGCAGCUAUCGCUCUUGCUCUUCUGGCUUCAGCGAGAGCUGCGCAGCUUGCUCUGCUGGCUUCUUAGCGAAGCAGGAGGAGGGACGGAAGGGUUUAAAGCAAGAAAAGCAAGAGCCGCUUACAUGUUCUGCGCAGAAUUUUUUUUUUCUUGCUUUCCCCCUCUGAAAACUAGGUGCGUCUUAUGGUCAGGUGCAUCUUAUGGAGCAAAAAAUACGGUAUGUAUCAAAUGAAUCUUCCACAUCUGGGACAAGGAAAGUGGAGGUGCCCUCUAAAUUUCCAAGAGUACACUGGAUCCCCGUAGCUCAGGGUUGGGAACUUGUGCCCCUUCAGAUGUUGUUGGGCUACAACUCCCAGCGUUCCUGGUUUCGGCCAUGCUGAUGAGAGUUGGGGAUGGGAACAAUAUCUGGAAGAGCACAGGUUCCUCACCCCUGAUGUAGCUUGUGUGAGCAAGCCAAACCACAUGCUGCAGAAAAAUGCAAAUAAUUCUGAGGGUUACUACCAUGGGGAUAAGAGACCUUGUACAAUGCUUCAGUACACACAAAAUGGAGUUUAGUAAAGAAGCAGUGGGGGAUCAAUUCUUUGAUAACCAAAGCUGAGUUGUAGCUUUGGGGAAAGAUUAAUCUGGCUGGGCUCCCCAACCCCCAUUAGUGGAUUGAGAAGAGGGGCAUGUAAUUGAAUCAAGACAUCAGAUUUUCGAAGUAAUUGAGUGAGACAUCAGAUUUUAGGAAACAUUUAAGGUGGGAAAGCUACUGAACCAAGAACCAAAAUAGACAUUAGACCUAAACAUUUAAAAUAUAUUCAUAAAGAACCAGGAAAUACAUCAGUAAUUCCAUCUGACCUUGAAAGAAAACAAAAAAGGGAAUUAAAAUUUAAUUUUACAUUUAUUUUGAAAACACAUUGCCAGGCAAGAGAAUAAUAUGGCUGGCUACAAAUCAUAUGUCAUUUUCUUUCAGCAUAUUUUGAAUGCAGAACAAUUGUGUGAUUGUUGGGGCAAAGUGAUUUCAAACAGGUUGCAAAGUGAGAUCUAAGUGUUUUUCUGCAGUAGAAGAGAAAUCAGUAAGGCCCAAUACACACCCAAUCCAGAUUGGGGACCUACACUAAUUUUCUACUUAAAAUGGCUUCCUUCUGGGUUGUUCUCUCUCGCUCUCUCUCACUCUCUCCCCCCCCCCCCUCGGAGCAGCACCUUCAAGGGCAAAUAGCAACCACAUGGGAGGUGAAUUUCAACAGAAAACCAGUGUGAAGCUCAAAUCCAGAUAAAUCUUUGGGGAAAUGGCCAUUUAAGUCUGUAUCAAAAUACCAUAUUUACAUGAAUCUAAUGCACCAUCAAAUCUAAUGCACACCCCCUAAUUUUCGCAAUGUAAUUUGGUCAAAAAAGGUGUACAUUACAUGCCAGUAGAUAUGGUAGUGUGAUUAUACAUAGGUGGCAUUACACACCUCUCAGAUGUUAUAUGACAAACCUGCAAUCAAACCCACUAUGCUAGAGAGGUUUCCAACAGUUGGGAUCUUAUUAUCACAUGUGGUGGAGCUGCAAGAAUUUUCAAUAUCUUUGGAGUUUUGUAAUAGAUGAAGUAAGUCUUAUUACAGGUAAAACAGUUCUCUGUGACCUCAGAUUAGCAUUAUGAAACUUGUUUACUGAAGAUGUAAGAUACGUAGUGGUAAAAGAAUUAUUAAUCCUUUCUACGAUGGCCACCAGAAAAGUUUUAGCUCAGAACUGGAAGACAGCUGGUAAUUUGACACUGGAGCAUGGUACAAGAAAAUCUGGAAGAUAGCGCUCAUUGAAAAACUAAGUUUUACAAAUACACCAAACAAAGAUGAUUUUGAGGAAACAUGGUACAUUUUUAUUCACCACACCAAAAGCAAAAACAGGAAAGGACAUUGUUGUUGACUCUUGGCAAUCUCUGGAGUAAUCUGCUAGAUAAUGAGCAUGAUAUUGCCUAAUACCUACUGUGUGUGUGUGUGUGUGUGUGUGUGUGUGUGUGUGUGUGACGAAUGGUAAGGAGUGGGAAGUAGGAGUUCUUUUGAGUUAGGCAGUGGUUAGGCAGUUUAUCUGUAUUUAUAGCUGAAAAUGUAUAAAUAAAGACUAUAAAGACUCCCUGUUAUUUUUGCCGCAACAGUCCAAAAUGACUACCCCUCUAGAAAUAGGUAGAUUAUUAUAUUAAAUAGAAAUGCAGCAGAAAACUUCAAGUAUUUAUUUUUCAGAUCAGCAGAAGACAGGUUUAAUUGUUUCGAAGCCAGGGUGAAUUUUAGCUAAAUGUUUAGUGCACAUUUGCCUCCAGGGCUAGAAAGUGAGAUACUUAAAGCUAGAAGCUGUGAGGAAUUUAUAGAUUAUAAAAGGCAAUUAUGUUGACAGCUUUACCAGCUGAUCUGUCAAAAAACAAAUGACAAGGCAGUUUGUUAAAGAAUAGAGACACAUGAAACGCCAAGGAAUCAUAGACUCUUACCAAGGGUCAUCUAGUCCAACCGUGCUGCGACCUUACAAUGGAUGGAAUUGUUUCUAAGAUCAUUAUAAAAAGGGCAGUCAAGGAGUACGGUAUAUUAAGCUGCCUAGAGUAGUGCCUCUAGUUAAGAACAGUUUCAGGUUAAGAACGAAUCUCCGGAACGAAUUAAGUUCAUAAUUAGAGGUACCACUGUAGGGACAUACUAUUCCAUAAUAACAAUAAUUUUAUUAUUAUUUAUACCCCACCCACCUGAUUGGGUUACCCCAGCUACACUGGGCAGCUUCCAACAUAUAUAAAAACAUAAUAAAACAUUAAACUUUAAAAACUUCCCUAUACAAGGCUGCCUUCAGAUGUCUUCUAAAGGUUAUCUAGUUACUUAUCUCCUUGGCUCAGGGGUCACAUAACUCCAUACCCUUCAACAGUUCUCUGAUGAAAAUAGAAACAUCCAAAGCAAAAGCGGGAUAUUCUGGGGCUACUGAGCUAUAUAGUCCAACCAGGGGGGAUGGGGAGUGAGGAAUGUUGCACAUGUGAAUACAGUGGUACCUUGGGUUAAGUACUUAAUUUGUUCCGGAGGUCCAUUCUUAACCUGAAACUGUUCUUAACCUGAAGCACCACUUUGGCUAAUGGGGCCUCCUGCUGCCACCGUGCCACCGGAGCACGAUUUCUGUUCUCAUCCUGAAGCAAAGUUCUUAACCUGAAGCACUAUUUCUGGGUUAGCGGAGUCUGUAACCUGAAGCGUAUGUAACCCGAGGUACCACUGUAAUAUAUGUACAUGCCUCUCUGGAGGACGGGCAUUGCCUUCAUAUUGCUUGCUGUUUUCAUAACAAAUGCUCUGGCUGACAUCCAAACAAUGUUAAGCCCAUUUUAAGUCACAUGAUUUUAGUGGGAGACGGCUAAUCAUGUGAGUAAUUCUCCCACUGGACCUUAAAAGUGUUUAGCUUUGGCUGAAUCGUGCUCAUGGAAUUCUUGUUCAGAAGUUGCAGCACACAAAUUCUUUAUGAUGGUGAUGGCAACUGGUGAUUGACAAUGUAUAUCUUUACCAUUCCACAUUCACAGCCAUGUCUAGAUAAUAUUACUCAAAUUAAAAUGACUUUCCCUGUUUUAAAUGCUGCAUUAACAGUGCAGUCCUAACCUCCUGACCAGCCUUGUUGGGAAUAGGUUGGUGGAGUUGUCCUUCUGAUGGGCUUGUCUGGCCUGACCCCAUUUGGGAUUGCUCUGCCCCAUAUCCAUAUUUGUGCUUAAAAAUCCACUUUGGAGUUUAAAAGCCUUUGGUAAGAUUGCGUUUUUGCAAUCCUCGCCAUUUAAACUGGCAGUUUAAAAGCUGUCAGCCCUAGGAGUUUAAUUGUCUUGGCACAUUUUUGUGGUUUGACAUCCUGCUGUAACAAAUCUGUGCUUUUCCUCAAAAUGAACUAUAGCAGUCUUGAAGUUCAUAAUGUUUGGUUAACAUGGAAUUCAGACACUUUGUGUGUGUGUCUUUUUAAAAAUUCCCCCAUGUUGUGGUUGAGUUUUUUUCUUCUGUCCUUUCAAUUAAGAUAUGUUGUAUUUAAUCACAGUAGGGUAUUGUUUGGUGGUUCCCUAUAAUUAAUGGCUAAGGCUGCUGAAGUGUGUAAUUAGGCUUUUUAUCUAUUCAUUCUGUAUCUCUGGCCUACAAUGAGCAAGAGCAAAGUCAUAAGCAAAAUGACUGGGUUAUAAAAAAAAUAAGUGAGAGAUUAUGGUCAAACUGGAUAAUGAGGUUUCUUCCAUUCAGUGAAAAGGUUUGUGUACAGUACAUACAGCCAGAAGUAUUUCCUUUUAUGAAACCCUUCCAGAGAAAAUAAUGGCAUCCUUUUGGGACACUUUAUUAUGUCAGAUAUGGAAGAAAGGGGAUGUGGAUGGCGCUGUGGGUUAAACCACAGAACCUAGGACUUGCUGAUCAGAAGGUUGGCUGUUCAGAUCCCCACGACGGGGUGAGCUCCCGUUGCUCAGUCCCUGCUCCUGCCAACCUAGCAGUUCGAAAGCAAGAAGAUCAAUAGGUACCGCUCUGGCGGGAAGGUAAAUGGCAUUUCCGUGCGCUGCUCUGGUUCUCCAGAAGCGGCUUAGUCAUGCUGGCCACAUGACCCGGAAGCUGUAGGCCGGUUCCCUCAGCCAAUAAAGUGAGAUGAGCGCCGCAACCCCAGAGUCGUCUGCGACUGGACCUAAUGGUCAGGGGUUCCUUUACCUUUACCUUUUAUGGAAGAAAGGAUUAAUGAAGUGAUGCAGCAGUUGAAUCAGUGGUUUUGCAAACGAGAUCUUUCCUGCCCCUUCAUGUGUACAGAGCUUUAAGAAACUGGGCCAAUGAUUUUCAAAGACAAAUAAAAAUCCUAUUGAAAUUCAGAGGCAUGGAUGCAUUUAUACUUGUCUGAAAGACUAAAUGUUAGCAUAUUUCAUGAGGUUCCCACUGGCAACAGUUUUUCUGCCCCUUUGCACAUAUUUUUAUUUUAGCUUUAAUCUUUUAUUUUAUUUUAUUUUCUUCCUUUAUAAAUGAAAAUCUUUCAAUAAAAUAUCAGUUAACACCCCCCACCCUUUUUGGCCCUAAUAGGGCUUUCCAGAGCCAAUAAAAUCUAUUUUAAGCAGAUGAAGAACGUCAUAACUGCCCCCAAACUCUUUCCCCACACACCCUGCGAAAUGAUAAUCUGAAGAUCAGAACCAGAGUUUACAUUUGGGCCUUGUCUUGAUAAACAAUCCAGAUAUUCAUUUCAACAGACUCUUUAGAGCUUUGUUGCUUUGCUUUGCUUUAUGUUAAAGAUAGGAUAUUAUGUUUUCACCUAAGAUAGUAAAGCAAGGCUCAUAGAAAUAACUCAGUGAGAGAGACUAACAUUCAAAAGAAUGACAUAUGAGAUGAAAUUAAAUAUAUUAUGGAGUCUGUCUCCUUGAAAAGCAUCCCUCUCCUUCCUGAAAAGGGGCAAAACAUGUUUUUUUCCCCCAUUCUUGAGUAGUAAAACUGUUUAUCUGCAGCUCCAAAAGAAUCUGCAGAUGGAGACCCCCCACCUGAGAACAAAGUCCCCGGUCACUGGAAUGUAAUACUAGAAAAACAAAUACUACAAAGGCUAGUAACAGGAGGAUGUCUUUCUAGCUUGUUUUUGUGUGACCAUCUUGGCUCCCGGAGAAAGGGGGUCCCCAAAACAUGUGUACCAGCUGGAUCCCUUUGUACUGAAUUUCAGUCUGUUUAGCCAGAUGUCUUCCCAACAGUGACGAAAAAACAGAGCUCUUAUUCUAAUAAGUCAGGAAACAGAAAAGUGUGUCAAGUGAAAGGAGGCCCAUUGUCUCCCAUCUGAUAUUUAUUAAACGUUGUUUAAGUCAGCAAUGAGAAAUGUGCAACAUCCGGAAGUGACCCCGACUCUCUGGUAUGCUCAACCAGUGACAAAAGUCUGGGAGCAGCUCAACAUUAAAGCCAUGUGCUCAGAUUGCAUAACAGAGUGUGCAAACCAUGGGACGGUAAUAACAAAUGAAAAUCUGAUGCAGACUAAGCUCAGUUCUGCAUGACUUAAUGUAUGACCUCUAAACAAAACCCUGUAUACAAUACUAGUCUAACAAGAUGUCAAGAAGCUCUUAAGAAUAAGAUGAUUCUUGCACACUUCUUUUUUCAUGCAGAAAAGUUUCUUUUAAUAUCAGUUAAAAGAAAAGACCCUUGUGUGUGCACAUAUGAUAAAAAUGAAUAUAUCUGCUUUUUGAAAUGCUGCAGUUUUGUUAGCUGUGUUCUGAUGACAUUUAAAGCUAAGGUUUAGCAUUGCAAGAACGAGCCUAGCCUUCCCUCGCCACCCCCAGAUUUAUCCAAUGCUCCCUGCUGCAAGGAAGAGAUCAGAAGGUUCCAAGUUACGUUUUAUAUUAAAUGCAGUUUAGAUUUGCCAUCAGAGCCCUAUAGUGUAGUAACUUUAACUAUGGUUAGUGAAAACAAGCUAGCUUCAUAAAGUUCAAUUUGAAGUUGCCUCGUUUCUAGUAAUCAUAGUUAAAAUUAACCUCAGUUUGUUUGGAUUUGGAUGACAUGACAAGCUGCGGUUAAUAAAAACAAAAAGCAAAGUGAAAGUUUCCAAACCCAUCCUUACCACAGGGAAAAGGCGAGUGCACAAGUCCAGUAAGAAAGCUUGGCUCAUUCUAAAGAAUAGUGUAGAAUUAUGCCUGAACCCCACUGGCUUUCCACUAGUGCGAGGGUUCUUAAACUGUGGUCUGUGCACAACUGGUAGUCCAUUAGUUUUGUUCAAGUGUUCCACAUCAUUUCUGUAGCUGAAGAGGAGUUGAAGAUAGGAGGUGGCACACCUAUCAGAUUAAAGAUUCAUUUUUAUUUUUAGUUGUCUUUUAUUUCCUUGAAUUGGUAAGAAAACUAGAAGAAAUAAAAGAAUCAAUAAAAUACAGUAUUGAAAUAUCAUACAGCAUCUAAUAUAGAGCAUUAUAAUUGUUACAACAGGCAGGAAAAUCAUUAUUUUGUCUGCCAAGACCCUCAGCAACUUCAAGUGGUCCCUAGGCAAGAAGGUUUGGGAGCCACUGCACUGGGGCCUUCAUGGAGCAAAAAUGGUUCCACAGUUCUGCUGUUUUUCUAACGGAAACCUCCAGAGAGCAUCAGAUCUUAUUGAAAGUAUCCUGGGAAUGCUUACUGUCAUGGUCCAGGACACAGAUGUGAAAAUUUAAAAGCUUAACAGAAUAAAAAUGUAAAACACCUGAAAAGCAUUCAGGGUGAAAAGGCCUAAACAUGAAAAAUGACAUAGGGUUAGAUCUAAAAUCUUCACUUUCUUUUGCAGGCAUUCAAGAGGGAACACAAUGCACCAAGUGUAAAAGCAACUGGGCACUGAAGUUUUCCAUCAUACUGUUGUAUGUAUUAUGUGCCUUGUUAACAAUAACAGUAGCCAUUCUUGGAUACAAAGGUAUGUAUCACAUCUAUAACAGCUGCCUUUUGAGUAGGAAUUCAAGAAAAGGGGAUGAAAGGAAAUAUUUAUAAAUAAAAGGAUUUUUCAGAUUCAGUAUGAUAUGAUUUCAGAAAAGGCUAUUCUGAUACAUAUUUCAGUAUUAGAACUGUUAUUUUCAAAGACUUAUUAAUAUAUAUUCAUCCCGAUCUAUACAUAUUUACUUGUAAAUAAUAGCCUGUUUAUGCAAUUGCAGCUUCCAGAAAUUCUGUACAUAUGGCAGGCUAUUAGGGAAUGUGUACCAUCUGAGCACUCAUGAACUUAAUUUCUGCAAUCCUUAACCUACCCAGGCCUUUAUUUUUUAUGGAUAAGGGUCACAGAAAUUAGGAAUAUAUGUAUAUGUCCCAGGCCACAUGUUAUUUCAUAUGUAUGGUGAACUGCACACAAACAGUCCUUGAAAUCCUACCAAAUACAGAAUUUCCAGCCUUAGACUAUGUUGAUUACCAGGGAACUGACUUUCAUGUAAGUGUGCUUUGGAAAAGGAAUGUAAACUUUGGGAGAGAACAAAAUUCUUUGUAUGGAAGAAGUUCCAUUGGGAACUCCAUCCAGGUAAAUUCAUCUUUAUCAACCUUCAUGAGGAUGGAGCCUUCAUUCCCAAACAAAUAUAUUGUAAUGUAAUUCCUGGAGAUAUUUUGUCCUAAGGAAUUUUGUGAUUGUGAAACUUCUGGUAGCAAUUGGCUAGGCCACUGAGAGAAUGAAAUUGUCAACAAUAUUUAAGUGUGGGGUUUUUUUAACACCACACAAUAUCAAAUGUUUGGGGUGGAUAAAAACUUUUAAACACUUGUUUUGUUCUUGGUGCCAUUUCAGGAGAUUUGGCAACAGAGACAAGGCUUCCUAUGGUGGUGCCAUGACUCUAGAAUUGAAAUGGGGGAGGUCAAGCUCUCUAAUUAGUUUAUGCCAACUCUGUUUAAUUGUGUAGUCCUUUUGAAUUAUUGCUAAAAUACUGUUUUUAUUGUUCCAGUUGUAGAAAAAAUGGACAAUGUUACUGGAGGAAUGGAAAAUUCACAUAAAAGAUAUGCUGAGAAACUCACAACAGUGGAGGGUGACCUGAAAAAAUUGGGUAAUUCAUAUGCAAACAAAAGCAGUAUGUUAAUUAUUGUUUAGUUUAUUGACUGAUCAGAUUUCCUUGUCAGUUUGUUUUUGUUUAGUCAUUUAGUCGUGUCCGACUCUCCAUGACCCCAUGGACCAGAGCACGCCAGGCACUCCUGUCUUCCACUGCCUCCCGCAGUUUGGUCAAACUCAUGCUGGUAGCUUCGAGAACUGAUCAGAUUUCCUUGUCAGUUAAUUAGUACUUAAACCCUAUUCAAGAGCAGUGGUGUUGGUAUUUCAAUGGAGAAACCUAUACUGUUGGAACUAUUCCCAGAAGGGAGGAAAUAUUUUGUGCCUAAUCUCUUGCAGAAACCCAGCUUGUCCCAUGCAUAGGGAUGGAGGAGAAAUCAAAUUCAGUUCACAUUUAAAGAUGAACAAUACCCAGUUUGCACUUUCCAAAAGAAUUCACAAACUGAAACGUAGCCAUCCUUCAAAGUUUGCACUUCUAAGAAUUUUGCAAUGCAGUUCUGCAGGCAAUGCCGUUCUCCAUGAGAUUCAUUCAUAUGUACUCUAGUGAAAAUUAGGACCUCUUAUGGCACCAGUGGCGCUUAAGUGCACCAUUGUGUUUUAUGUUAAAGAAAAAGGAACUAUCAGGUUAUGUUGUCUUAAAGGAAAAGGAGCCAUUAUUCUGUUCUUCUAGAGUUAAAAAUCAGCCAUAUGCCAAAAUAUUUUUGGUUUGUUGCACCCGUUGAAUUAACAAAGAAGCAAACUGUAUUAAAGCAAAGUUCCUCUGCUAAAUAAUAAGCUACAAAAUCAUCCCUGAAUUAUUAUUUUUUUGCUCUCUCUUUUUUUUUUUAGAUUACCAAGCUGCAGAGAAAGCUGUGAGCACCAACACAGAGCUUUCAAGCUUCAAGGCUGACAUUCUGGCCCUCCGCCAACAGCUUCAUGAGAUUUCAGAGAAAACAGCAAAGAACAAAGAUACACUGGAGAAGUUGCAGGAGUCUGGGAACAUGUUAGAUGAGCGGCAGAGCCAAAUGAAAGGUGUUUUGGAUAGCAACUCUUUCAUGAUUUUAAGUGUCAACAAAACUCUCCAAGCUUACAAUGGCUACAUCAACGACCUUCAGAAAGACACGAGUAACAUUCAGACAAGUUUGCAAAGUCAAAUGCACUCACAUAACAUAGUCAUCAUGAAUCUGAACAAUCUCAAUCAGACCCAAGUUCAGCAAAGAGAUCUUAUUAGUGCUUUGCAGAGAUCUGUGGAUGAUACAAGUCAAGCUAUCCAAAGGAUCAAAAGCGACUUUCAAAACCUUCAGCAGGUUGCCCUCCAAGCACGGAAGGACACAGACUGGCUCAAAGAGAAAGUGCAGAAUUUGCAGACAUUAGCAGCCAAUAACUCAGCUUUGGCCAAAGCUAAUAAUGAUACACUUGAGGAUAUGAACAGUCAGCUUAGCUCAUUCAGUGGACAGAUGGAGAACAUCACCACUAUUGCACAAGCCAAUGAACAAAGUUUGAAGGAGCUCCAAGAACGCCAUAAAGAAUAUGAAAAUGGAACAUCUGCCAAGUUUAGCCAGCAAGAAGACCGAUUUCAAAACUUUGAGAAAGAUAUUGUCAACAUCAUUAGUAAUAUUAGCUACACGGCUCAUCACUUGCGGACACUAACUAGCAACCUCAACGAUGUCCGGACAACAUGCACAGAUACUCUUAGUAAACAUACAGACGAGCUGACUUUUAUGAACAACACAUUAGCAAAUAUUCGCCUGGAUGCAACUGCUCUCAGGAUGCAACAGGAUGUGAUGAGGACAAGAUUAGAUAUUGAAGUAUCCAAUUUAUCUGUAGUAAUGGAAGAAAUGAAGUUGGUAGAUUCUAAACAUGGCCAGCUCAUUAAGAAUUUCACAAUACUACAAGGUGAGAAAUGUCUCAGAUAAUCCACUGUACAUAGUGCCAAGAUACUGGCUAGUAAUGUUUGUUUCUCCCAGCAAUGUUAAUAUCAUCAUAAAUCAUGGCCAUGGGUGCUAGUGCAAGUGGGUAGUACGGCUCACUCAGCCCAAGCUGUACAAUUACUGUUGUGCCAAAAACCACAAUAUUUCUGUCCCCCUCUGUGCAUUGCUUAGGAAGCACUUGUUCUUUGUGGUACUACAUCUUGAACUUUCCAAUUUGAUGCUAUCUGAAUUUCUGGGACUAAACUUCUGAAGUGUCCUUACUUUUCCUUAACAUUAACUUGGCCAAUGGUUCUGCACCUAAAUAUUCUGUAGUAUGGCUGCAUAUGCUUGUUUGAUAGCCUAUGAUGUUCUAAAUUGUACUUGCCUUUUGACUAUGAACCACCACCUUGAUUAACUUGGCUACAGAAUGAAUACAUGGUGUCUGUUUCAUAGAGUGCAUAAAUGCCUUCUUAUAAAGGACAGUUUCUGCUUUCUGCAUGUUUGCCUGUGUGCCUGUGUUCUCUGUAAGUUUGCUGUUGGUCUGAGUAGCCGAAAAGGAAAUAGUGCUACAUAUGCAUGAAAAUGGCUGUAUAUUUUAUGCCCAAUCUGUUAAAUUUGACAUAAAGUGUCAAAGAGAGGUCAAAUCUGUGAGAUAGGCCUUAAAACUUUAAUCAUUGGGGAUUCAAAGCAUUUUUAUUUUUGAGGUGAUUUUUAACUCAGUAUAUUUCUGUGUUAGGGAAUGAAAUAGUAAAUGUUAUGCCCCCUCCUCCAAGUGGUGAGUUAAAGAUAAUUAAUCAAUUAAAAAAAUUGGAAGAUGUGCAAUGCCAAGAAACACACACAAAAUCCCAAAUGAAAUGGGAUGUCUGUACUUGGGGGCAGGGGGUGAUUAAUGCUAAAUGCACAUUUUCUGAACAAAGUCAAAUAAAAAGUAGAUGAAAAGCAGCAGAAGGGAAAGUCGGGCAUUAUUGACUGUUUGCCGAAACAUGCAUAAAGGGCAUUGGGGGAAAAGUUAAUACUUUGAUAAUGUAGAACUACGUUUCAGGUUAAAUGCAGGAAUUAAAGGCACCUAUUGGUAUGUGGCACUAGAUGAGAUAUAGUAUAUAUAUGCUACUGUGGUGGAUUUUGAAGCACAAUUAUGUGGAAACCCACUGUUUCAAGUAUUUCAAAAUUUAAUAUAAAUUGUGGAUUAGUUUCCACUCACAGAAGUGAAUGUAAGAAGAAAUAAGUAUUUUCAUCAAUUAAUGUUGACCAGUUGAUCUUGACCUUCCUAACUUAAUUUGCAGCUUAAUAUUCCCAACUAUUACCUAUCCUCUUGCAUUUGCCUGGAAUUGAAAUUUUGUACCAUCUCAAUCAAAUCAGUGGCUUUUCUCUAUAGGAAUUAAUUUUUAAUACAUAAUCUAGUAGGUAAAGGAGUGUUUCAGCCCUGAAAUACCAAUUCCUGCUUAGGUGGAAAUGAAUGAAAAAUACUAGUUACACUGUCCCCAAACAAUUCAGUUUUAGCAAAAACAGUAACAGAUAGUUAAUGCUGUGUUCGGAACAUUCUGAAAUAGCCACUAAAAUAAGUUUUUUGCUGGUUUUUCAUUUGUUCUGAUUAUCAAGAAUUUGAUAGGUAUCGACUAUGUAUCCAUUUGUUAACUCAGGCAUACUUCCCCACAUACAGUAUGUGUGCUAUUAUACCAUAGACAUAAACUCAAAAAAAUAUGCCCCAAAGCUAACAGAGGUAAGUUUUAUCCUCCUUCUUUAGUAAUGGAGCUGGGGGUCAUCCAAUGCAGCGGAAAGGUGGGAGAUUCAGGACUGACAAAAGGAAGUACAUCUUCACACGGCAUAGAAUUAGAGAAUUCAUUACUACAUGAUGUACUCGAAGGAAACCAACUUAGAUGGCUUCAAAGGGGGAUUAGACAAAUCCAUUGAGGAUGAGACUAUUUAAUGGCUCCUAGUCAUGAUGGCUAUAUGCUACCUCCAGUAUCAGAGGCAAUCUGUCUCUGAAUAUCAGUUCCUGGGAAUCAUGUCCCAGGCCGCUGUGAGAACAGGACCCUAGACUAGAUAGGCCUUUGGUCUUACCAGCAGGGCUUUUCUUAUGCUCCUAAACCUGUUCCAGUCUCUUUGCCCACAUACAUAUACACAGUCCUUGGUACUGUGAUGCAGCACUCCAGUGUUUUUACUGUAAUUUAAUUUUAAUAUAUAGAACUGCCAUAUUAACUUUCCCCUUAUGUUCACAUUAUUUCAGGACCUCCAGGCCCAAGAGGUCCCAAGGGGGACAGAGGGCCCCAAGGCCCUACCGGCCUUACUGGGCCCAAAGGACAAAAAGGAGAAAAAGGUGAACCAGGACCACCAGGACCUCAAGGUGAAAAGGGACCGAUUGGACCAGCUGGACCACCGGGUGAAAAAGGCGGGAAAGGUUCCAGAGGUUCACCUGGAUCCAAAGGCCAGAGAGGUUCAACGGGGAAGACUGGUCUGCCAGGACCUAGUGGAGAACCAGGACUACCUGGACCACCUGGCAAAGAUGGCCCCCCUGGCCCACAGGGCCCCCCUGGACCUCAAGGUCUACAAGGAAUUGUUGGGGAGCCAGGAAUACCUGGUCCACGUGGGCUGCCUGGUCUGCCUGGUGCACCUGGAAUGCGUGGACUACAGGGCCAACCUGGUCCUCCUGGCCCACCAGGCCCAGGAAUACCGGUGGCACUACAAAGCGAGGCUAAUGGUAAGCUCUUUGCUCACAUACAUCUCUACCAGUCUGUCUGUGUCUCAAAGUGACUUAUAGUCAAAUUGUACCUGAUUUGCCCUUUAUACUUGUCAGAAAAUAGAUUUAAAGGCCGGAUUGUUAGAAAGAUAUGACUGCAGCUCUAUGAAUGGAAAUGCCAUUCAAAUUAUAUUCUGGAGUCGGUAUUGUUUGUCAAAUUGAUUGGAUUCUAAAUUGUGGAAUGUCACUGUACUACAAUACAGUGGUGUCCAGACAUUUAGGAACUGAUCACAUCAAUUCAGGUAUUUAUGGGGGCCCAAUUUCCUAUCGCUCACUGGCUGAACAAAAGUGUUCCAUGUUUCAGGUUGUCCUGUUUACUGGAAGAAUUUUUCGGGCAAUUGUUACUACUUUUCAUCGGAAAGAGCCAUUUUUGAAGACGCAAAGGCUUUCUGUGAAGAAAAAUCAUCACAUUUGGUUUUUAUAAACAGUAAAGAGGAGCAGGUAUAAACCACAUCUGAUACUCUGACAACUAGAGGUGGAACCUCAGCAACAUGGAUGUCAAAAUAUUGGUGGGGGACAGCAGGGGUUAUUACAUAGCUCAGUUUUCCAACAGUUCCAACUCCAAACUCAGUAAGGGCCUAUUUGCACAAAAGAGUGACGUGGGGAAUUUCAUGGCUGUUGCUGAUAAAGAGUACUAGUAACUUCCUUAAAAAGUGCCGACAAUGUUUAUUUUUAGGGCCAAGCUACAUGGAGCUGUGCUUCAUCUCCUGAAUUUUUCUUUUACUGAAUUGAUUAGACGUUGCCAAUUGUUGAAAACAGCAUCAGUGAGUGAGGAAGUAUCACUCUUUCCCAUCAUACUAUUUUCCCCAGUCAAAAUUCUGCCCUAUCCAUGGCAUUAUUGGCCCCAGAGGGGGAAAUAAUACCUUUUGCUUUCUAGACAGUUGAUUGUCAGUGUGACACCUGUGUGAUAUGCACCCAAAGAUCCUCUCUGGUGCCCACACAGUGCUGCUCCCCCAAAACCUCCCACCUUUGAAAUUAGGCUUGAAAAGAUAAUUCUUUUGCAGCUAAUUGAAGGCUUUUUAUCCAGCCUAACUGCUGGUGAAGGGGAGAGUGGGUAUUCACGUCUGUGGCUGUGGUGAGUGCCUGCAUGCAAGCAAGGUUGCAGUGUGUGCAUGGUGCUCACAGUAGUUCAUCCAGUUUGCAAAUGUGCCCAUGGGCACAAAAAGCUUGGCGACCCCUCUACUAGCUUGACUGAGGGUGUGGAGGUUGAUGUUGAUUGGAAAAACAGCACAAAGAAAAUGUGUUGAACAUACCCUACUCUUUCCCUCCUACUGCUUUUUACCAACUGGCAGACCUCUUCCUCAUUUCACUAAAAAGAAACAGAGGGGAGGUGGGAAUCACCCAUGGAUCUCGCAAGGCAUGUGGCUCGACUCUAUAAGGGUGCUUGCUAAUAGGCAAUUGUCUGAAGCAAAAGUGGUCACUGUUUAAUUAAUAUUUAUGUUAACUAUAAUAUGAUAAUUAAUAGGUUAUAAGCAAUGGAACUCAAAACCAUGAGUAGUCAACUUAGAAUAAAAGAGACUCAAGGGACUUUUAUGCCCAAAGACUUUACAUGUUUUGAGAUAUGGAAUAACGCAACCAGUACUUUCUUCUGUACACAGCAAUGGCUAAAAAAACAGGUUGUUGCAAAAGGCAGCUUCUGGAUUGGCCUCACGGACUCAGUGAAAGAAGAUGAAUGGCGAUGGCUGGAUGGAACCUUACCAGAAUAUAUGUACGUGUAGGAAGGAUAUGAAUUGUUCUUUGUUUUUGCUACUGUUCUUGCUAUUGGAUUUUUUAUUUGUCACCAUGCAGACAGGAUGCUGCAGAUGGGAAAGAUUGCUGCAACCCUCUGAAGAAAUGCUUUACCAUGAAAUGUUGUUAUCUUUUGCUCUUCUAUACUCAGGCUUUCUCUCUGUUGUAUUCACAAGGUUUUGUUUUCUUGCCAAAAAAGAAGAUGGAUCAUUGAGUAAAAGAAUCAUAGAACCAUAAUAAGCCAAGUUUGUUAUGGAAUUUUAUUGCAAACUGGGGAUAGAGUAAUCACAGAUUUUUUUUUUCCUUGGACUCAUUCUUCAUUUUUUAAUAAUUUGUAUUACAACUGCCCAUAAAGAGAGGCCAUAAUGUUACAGGAAAAUAUUCUCUCUUAUUUUCAUUGAAACUUACUAGAAGAUCAAACUGAGCAAGCUCCUUUUAAACUGUAAUCAGGGUGUUCAAUGUUUCAUUUAGGGCCAAUGUUGGAUCACAGAAACUGAAAUCUGUUAUUCCCACCAAGUGAAAUAAUGCCUGUCUCCUUCAGUCACAAUCUGUCUAACAUUUGGCACUUUGUUAAGGAUGUAACACAAAAUUGGCUAGCGCUGUCUUAUCUUGAUGAAAUCCCCAGUUAGUUAACUGAAACCACCUUCCUAAAACAAGCAUAACUCAACAUGAAGUUAAAUCUUUGAAUUCUCAGUGUUCUAGAUCUUUGAAGAUUUAGUGUUCAAUCUUUGAGAGCAAAUGGCCAUGUGAAGUCAGCAAAGGUGAUACCUCUAAAUUCACAUUCUGUCUCUCUCAACACACCCUGAGCCUUUCGUAUCUUUCUAUGAAUCCUAUGUGUAUAUAAAUAUUAGAACAUAGUAUCCUUCCACUUCUCUUUAACCCCGUCAGGUUAGCAGGCUUUUUAUUGAAUUUUCAAAAAAGAAACGAAAACAGUCAAAUAAUACAAACUAAAUUAGAAUAAAUCAAGUCCAUACCAAAUCAGUGGUUAGACAUCCAAGCAAAUAGAUUUGUAUGAAGAGUCUAUAUAUUAGGGAACUUCCUAUCUUCAUUGUGUUUAUGGAAAGUCACCUUCUCAUCUGCUACCGGUUGAGUCAUGUCCUCUGUCCACAGUAUGAUGAGGAGGGGGGCAGGUGGAACAGACUGCUGCUUCCAGUAUUGAUGCAUUAGACAUUUAUCAACAAUGAGUGCCUUUAGAAGCAGUUAAAGUAUCCUUCAAUAGAAUAUUAACAUCUAUAAAUCAAUGAGCUAUGCUUGAGGUGUGCCAUAUCUGGAUAGAAAGGCAAAGGAAAGUAUAUUUUAGUUUAUAAAUUAUAAAUAUGCUAUGCUUGAUUCUAAUACAAAGGGCUCACAUUUCUGUGAAUCUGCCAUAGUAUGUGGGGAUAAAGUAUAUAGGGCUGUAUAGUGGGAGUUUGCUUGCAUAUUGCAUGGGAGGUAAGGAAGUGGAUAUGAUAAUACAGCCCAAGUCACAUAAAAACAAAAUAUGAAAGAAGUUUAAAUAUGAGAGUUUUGAAACUGUACCUAACUUGCAGUUUCACAGGCAGAAAGCCAGGCACGCAGAGCUGCUUCUACUUUCUAUUGAGCCACAGAUUGAAACUGUCUUCAUUUUUAGUAUAGAGUGCAAUUUAGGGAAGUACACUUGCUGUUUAUCAUCUGAAAUCUGGGAGGGUCUGAAUUUAUCUGAAUCCAAAUUGCCAUUUUAUUUCUCUCUCUUUCAAAUGCAGAAGGCAUAGACACGUGUGACUUUUUAUGCAGCACCUCUGAACUUUUUCUGGUGUUUAUCUUAUGUUGUAUUUUGCAUGUUCCUUUGUGAUCAGUCACUUCAGCUAAAUGUAAUUGUUUUUUUCUAGAAAACUUGGUGCCUUCCCAAAAUGUCACUCAGACUCCAUGAGCUGGACAAGCAUGUUCUUGAAUCCUUAUAUUAUUUAGCUUUGCGUGCUGUGCCAUCCACUUCAGCCAGCAAUCACAGCCCUGCACUUAAUAAGCUGUUUCUUCAACACAGAUGAUCCUUUAAAAUCCUGAGAUUGGCAGCACAGUCCAUUUAAUAAAUCAAGUGAUUUUGGGCCCAUCAUGUAAAAUUUUCAGCAGAAUACUAACUUACUUUGUAAAGGCUAAAGGACUUUAAAAAUUGUUGGGAUUUUUGUUCAUUUCCAAUCUGAAAUGUAAUUUGCUACGCAAACAGUAUAUUUUUCUUCCAAAGGUGCAACAGAGGGUUGAAGAAACAUAUGCAGAAAAGCCAUCUUUGCCAAAGUGUUGGCUGGUUAACUGUGAAUAUGCCUUGGGUUUAUGGUAUUUUAAAACUCUUUAUUUUCUGCUUCUUUCCGUGUGUUGGAUAACAAGACACUACCAGUUUGCUUUGAUUUGGGGAUGCAUAUGCAAAUCCAGCAGGAAGACAUCCUUAUGUCACAGUAGCUUAUCUGCAGCUGCAGAGGAAGCAGCUAAAUGCUGCCCCAUGACUACUCCACCCCCUUCUUAUGCAUCCUUGUCCAUCCCCAAAUCAGAACAAAGUUCAUUGGACUAAUUUUAGGUCUCUGAGCUUCGGCAGCUUGUUGAAUUGAUUCUCUUCUCUGCAGCCCAGAUGUUUUCCAUUUCCAGGAAGAGUCAUGCAUUGUUUGUUAUAAGGAGUAUGUUUUCUGCUCAGAACAGACUGUCGUUAUUUUGUUUUUGUUUUUAUUAUUCUCAUCUGUCCCAGUAUCACAUGAUGGUUUGCUAUUUGUUUUGCGGAAUGAUCUAUUUUCUGUUUUGUUGAAAGAAACUGGAGCGCAGGACAACCCGAUAACUGGAAACAUGGCCAUGGACCUGGGGAAGAUUGUGCUGGGUUAAUCCAUGCUGGGCUUUGGAACGACUUUCACUGUGAAGAUGUUAACAGUUUUAUUUGUGAGCAGGAGAUGGACAAAGGUAUGCUAGAACCUUGACUAGGAUCAAUUCUCAUUUGCUACAUCGGCCAAACCCCAAGCCAAGUUUAAACAGCUGGAAAAAGAGGGGACCCAGUCCUCUAUGCAUAUGACUAGUUGGUUGGAAGCCCUUAGAAGAGGAUCGCAGUUCAACCCAGUCAUGUACAGAUCAAAGCUUAUUUAUAGUUCAGUUUCUAUUGUUCAAGCCAUUGAGGUUUUAAGGUGCUGGCAGGAAUCCAGAGACUGUGCAGCCCCUCUAGUCCCCCUCCCACACUUUGGAAAUAUGAGCUCCAUGUAUUUUCCACAGUUCGUGUCCAAAAAUAUACCCACCUCUUCAUGAAGCAAAAUCUAUACAAUAGAUUUCUCUUUCCAAGUUACCACAUAAGGACACCUUGAUGCAUGUUCAGGAUUCAGAAAUACAAGUAUAGCUUUAGCCACAACAACCUGGGGUAUAUACCGUCCACAAGAUUCAGUUUCAAUACUAGAAGGCACAAAUUCAGUAUAAAGUGCUUUGAAGGCUGUUCAGUUUAGUCCAAAUCCCAGUUCAGUAAACUGAAUUGUCUUUCCCAUUCACUAUUACUGAAAAAUUUAAAAAUAGUUGUAACUUUUUAUCCUUUGGAAAGAAUUAGAUGAAAUUUUCAGACAUAAUAGCCUCUCCUGAAUGGAUAAAGUCCAACGAAUUGCAUUUUUUCCAGGUUUUGUGUUUUGUUUUUGUGUUGGGCAUCUUUACAUGUUUGCUUUGUACAAGAAACAAAUGUUAAUUUUUUUGUAACUUUUGGGCAGAAUUGGAUCAAAUUUGCAUGCCAUUAGCCUCUUCUGAGGUGAUGAAUUCUCCUCUUACUGUUUUUUAAAAAACAGAUAUUAUGUUUAUAGCACUUUAAUGCAUUGCUUUUCCUUUCCUGCUUUAGCUGAAGCUCUGGGAUUGUAAUAGGCUGUGAACCUUAUAAGAGACACAAAUGAGUGAGAUUUCCUGAAUGAUGACGUAUCCUCUGGGACAGAACCAUCACCCAACCAAAAGGGGGAGCACUGAGAACAUUGAUGAAAAUAAUUCAUCAGCACAAUUCGUCCGCCUUAUCUUCUAAUUUUUCAGGGGCUUAACAACGUUGCACAAACGCGUCAAUUGGAAAUACAAUUGGACUAAACCAGCUAUAGAUCCUCUUCAACCACAAAACAUACAGAUGCUGAAGAUUUAUAAAACAAUGGACUAUGCCAAGAUGAUUACAAAUCAUGACUUUUCCACAGGAAGAAAAAAAAGAAUACAAACCUACUGUGUAAACACAAUAGCCACUUGCUAAAAUCCCAAAUACUGGCAAAUUAUAUAAAUAUACAUUUAUAAAUAUAUAUAAAUUUUAUAUAUAAAUAUAUAUAGGCCAAUUCUGAUCAGUAAUAUAGAAUAUACUUUUAAAAUUUUUGUAUUUUUGUACAAAAUAUUUGCUUACUACAAUGGUCUUUUUAACUGCCUUUUUAUAUAAAUAUAGUACACAGAAACCAAAGAAAAUAGCAGUGAUACUACUUAUAAUUCACUAGAAAUGAUUGUCAGGUAUAAGUCUCAUCAGUUUAAAACACAGUUUCGUUUUACAGAUAAAUAUAUAUGCCAGAUAAAUUACCCUAGUUUAAUAACUUUUGAAGUUGACUGUAGGUGGCAUUUGCCAUAUUUUAGCAGUCAUCACCAACCUGGUGCCCUUCACAUGUUUGGGGCCAUAGCAGUGCUGGCUGGGACUGAUGGGGAUUCUAGUGCAAAACAUCUGGAUUCCACCGCAUUGGCUAAGCCCGGCAUAGAACAAGUUGUGAUCCCAAAGAUAGAUAUGAUGUGGUUGUCUAAUACCAUUUUUCUGAUUUGGUUCCAUUUCAUGUGAUGGAAUGACUGCAAGAUAUGCAGAGUAAACCAUGUACGGAUGGGAGCCUAACAACUGCUACAAUGCUGUCUUCAAAGAAGUGGGGUCACCAAUGAGUGCAGAGGCCAGAACUCAGUAGCGGAGCAGAUUCUUUGCAUGCAGAAGGUCUCAGGCUUAGUCUCUAGUAUUUCCAAUUCAAAGGAUCAGUAGAUAGUGAUGGAGAUGACCUCUGCUAAAGACCUUGGACAACUACUUAUACUGGGCCAGAUGAACAAAUAGUCUCAACUGUUUUAAGGCAGAUUCCUACAUUCCUGUUAUCUCCUUCCUAUCUAGAAGGUUUGUGUUGCCAAGAACUCAACUGUAAUACAGACAAAUGGAAACGUAAAGCCAAACUAGACAGUUCAUGCAGUUCAAUGUGUGUAACUUGUCCUCAAUGUCUUUUGGGUUGGUUGGUUGGUUGGUUGGUUGGUUGGCUUACCCCAAAAAUAUUUGAGAGGAGCUAAUGGGCAAUGGAACAACAGUACCCUUUCCUUUUUAGCCAUGUUUCCGCUCCAAUCAGUUCCUCCAAGCUGCACCUCUUUUCUCGGCUGGGAAGAAUGGCGUCUUAUGGGAUAGAUUAAGUGCCUCCUUUCCCAGUGCUGCUCCUCUGCUACUUGACAACCAUUCCAAAAGGGGUUUUUUAUAAAGACACUGAAGAGAACUUAUAGGCAUCUGCUUCUAGUUUGGUCCUCAGCUGGCACAAAUACUGGCAUUAAGACUUCCUGUGCAAGCAUAAUGUUCAGGAAUGAAUUUUGCUUCAAGUAAAUUUUGUGCUCAAAAUAAAUGACAUGUCGCACAUUUUGACCUU
This is a messenger RNA of Podarcis lilfordi (Lilford's wall lizard), 74926 nucleotides long. The record is from the annotation of a GenBank genome assembly. NCBI's taxonomy places the organism in Eukaryota, Metazoa, Chordata, Lepidosauria, Squamata, Lacertidae.